Molecule: messenger RNA, 61926 nt
Organism: Lymnaea stagnalis (great pond snail)
Lineage: Eukaryota; Metazoa; Mollusca; Gastropoda; Lymnaeidae
Source: the annotation of a GenBank genome assembly
CAUUUAUUUGGCAAUCAUUGCUAAUAAGUUGCUGAGUCGAGAGAGGAUACACAUGACUGUUGAUGACGAUAAAAUGAGUUUGUAAACAAAAACUGACACAGGCAAUAACGAAAUUUUUAUUUCCCAUCCACUUUUGCAAUGGAUAUUGCUAAAGCGAUGUUUGGAGACCAUACAAAUGAGGGUUAUAGCAGUAAAGCCAGAGAAGGUAAUUUGUUUUGAUAGCUGCAUAAAAAAAUAGCAGUCGCCUAACUAACCAAAAAGAAAAAAAAAAACACGGUAACUAAGUCUAUUUUAAGGUAAGUUUAUGUCUUAGUCUUGGUCAAAACAGCCAAUUAACUGGGCCUUCAAACAGUGUUUCUUGUGUACAACAAAAAAUAAAUUACAGAAUGAUAAUAAUAAUAAUGUAUUAAUUAAAAAAAAACGUGUGCCUUUCACUUUCACCAUUGCCAUUACAAUUUCAAUUAGUCGAACCAAUGAAACUAGUAAAUAUAUUAUAUAUAAUUAUAAUAUUUGAUGAUCAUAUAUUUAAGUAAGUUAGUAAGGCUAAUCUCAUUUGAAUUAUAAGUAUCACACUGCUGUUCCAAAAAUUGGCCACUCCUCAUUAUAAACCAAAGUUUCCUUCUUGUUGUUCACAAGUUUUGAUACUUUAAUUACUUUUUUUUUACAAAUUCACAAGUUUAACUCUUUCUCUCCGGAACAACGCUCCCAUCGUCGAUUUGAAAUGAAGAUUUUGCCGUGCCGUAUCGACGAUGGCAUCAUCAAUGUAUAAAAACCUGUUUAUUUCGACUCUCUUUUCUUAGCUAUUGGAUUUUAGUUAUUUAAAAUCAAUUCCGGAAUGAUUUCCCUUUGUAUCAACAUUCUGUUUAUCGGUGUUUGAAAUAAGUUUUGCAGAGAACGAAGUGUUUGAAGUGGUUGUUAUGAUUUUCCAUUUUAUUUUUGUUUACAAACAUGAAAUUUUGAACUGACCCAUCUGGUGAUCGAUCUAAUAAAGGUUGAAAAUAUUACUCGUAUGAUGAUUCAGACAGUGAUUUUAUUAUUUCAAAUGCAGAAGCGGAUUCCUUUGAAUAGUAUGAUUAUAAUCCUAGUACUAGUAUUAGUAGUACUAGUGACGAAAUAAUGAAAUUGGUAAUUCAUCAGCUGAUGAACAACCAGCACAUCCCCCAGCUAAAGUGCACAUCGAUAUGAAUUGUUUUUAAGCUUACCAUAGCUAAAUACAGAUGAAAAGAUAUGACAAAUGUAUGGUAAAUGUUCCAUUUACCAUUAUAAAUGUUAGUACAUACAAGAAUACAUUGCAAAUACAUUAUAUAAUAUUUUAUAAUGGCAACAAAUUGUUUCCAGUGGCAGUGGAAAUAGUUAAAUUUUGUUCGCAAAUUUUAUUGUGUGACGGUGACAAUGGAUAAGUGCUCUGAGGUUUAAUUUGAUUCGUUUUUUAAGUUGAUCUUUAUUAUUUGUGAUGCACAUAAGGAUAUAGUUCAGAAAAAAAUAUUUUUGUUACAUUUUGGAUUAUAUAUUAUAAAUAUAUUUCUCCUCGUGUGACUUGGAAUGAGCGUUUUGUGAACAGUUGGUAAGUUUUUUAUUUUUAUUUUUCUGAAAUGAUAAUCACAUAUAUAUAUUAAAAUGUAAACCCAACUCUUGUUUGCUUGUAAAGUGCAUACAUUCUCCUUUAAUUACAUGCCAAACUUAGCACUUUCUGAUGAAAAACAAAAAAGUUAUGAAGAUUUAGAGACAACAUAGUAAUGUGUUACAAAAAUGCAAAAUUGAUAAUUCCGGAGAGAAAGAGUUUAAGACUUUAUUAACAAGACUAAUAACACAGUAUUAGUAAUUAAACUACCAUGACCUUUGAUCAAUAUAAAGUUCUUUAAUUUCAAUAUGCUUGGAUAACAAAAUUAAAAAUUCAAGAAAAUUUUAUGUAGAUGACUGGUGAGUGACUGACAGUUUUAAUUGGUUUAUUUAGAAACUUAAGAAAAUCAGGUCCUGAGAACUAUAGCACUAUUGGUCCUAAGAGUGUGGUACAAGCAUUGAAUGUGAAACACAAUGCCAAAGAAAGAGGCUGGAGAAAAAAGACCAUAUCUGAAAAGAUACAUAUAUAGUACAAGUUAUUUACAGUGACAAGACAUACAAGUAUUAUUAACUAACAAUACACAUGGUGGAUAAUGGGAUAUCUAAUGGUUCACAGUUUAUCUAAAGUAUGGCAACCAUUCAAUAAACAUGUGGGAUAACGCUGUAUUUUACUGGUUAUUCAUGUAGCAUUAAACUCGUAGAAACCACAUGAGCAGCCAAGCGGCACAUAAAAUAAUCCGAUAAUAAUAUGUCAUCAUCACCAAAGUUAUAUUGUAGGGCUUAGCUGAUAUGAGAGGUAUAGAGUAAGGCGCCCUGAAUCUACUUAAGUUGCGAGGGCGUCCAGUAAAUUGUCAAUAUAGUUAAGUUCACAAACAUCCUGUUCCUAUAAUAAGCACUGAGACCCUGAGGUACUCAAAUGAUGAAGAUAACAAUACUUUUCUAGAUACUUGACUCUCACCAUUACGCAUGGUGGUAUGUCAAACCCGAGCAAUACAAAUACAAUAUUGCUAAUUGGAUACUGGUGUACCCAUGGGUCUGUAAAAGACAUGGCGUGUUGCCGUAUGUUGAACUAAGGCGAUAUCACGAAGGGCGACAUUCAUCAGCGUGACGGUAAACACUACUUAACAUGGUCAGUAUUGAACAGGAAUCAACCAUUACAAUGAUAUGAUAAAAUAUACUCUACAACAUCAUGAUAUAAAAUUAGCAUAACUACUGACAGAGUGAAAGAUAAAAACCUAAUGUAGCAAUUAUAAAUGCCUAAAUGAUCGGGUUAUAUCGAAUCUACCUUAUCUAGCCAAUCCAUGGCCAUUAUGAUGUUUGCGUCACAAGUUGGUCCUAGGUAAAACACGGGGCAGGCAUGCUCCAUCAGGUGUGUGAGUCACCAAUAAAGUUUUAUAACCCAGCGCACACCGGUGUAAUACUUUUUAAAGUUCAAUGUUUGUGAACUUGCCCAGGAUGAACAGUGACAUCAGUAACACUCUUAUAGAUAAAACACUGUUACAUAUACAAAUAUAAAAACAUUAUCUGUUUUCAUGUGAAAACAUAGUCCGUUACAAUUGUAUAGAGCAAACUUUAAAUUAGCAAAAUCAAAAUCAACUUUAUAGCUUUAGUACUUUUUAGCACUUUGUAGCUAUGAAUUUUUGUAAUGCAAGUUCAUUUUUAAUUUUUAAAUUCAUAAUAAAACAGUCACCCAAAGAGUUGUCUAUCAUAAAAAAGCUACACAGUUAUGGACUUAUUCUACAGUUACCUGCUGGUGUGGGAAUUAAAAGUCUGUAAUCAAACUCGAUUAAAUUGACUAAUCAAGAAAGUAAAUAAUAUCAACCAAACUUAACAUCCUUCAUUUGAAGAAAAAUGCUGAAAAACUAAAAGAAGGGUAAAUCUGCACCAUGUUUUUGCACAAAUUCUCAACGGCCAUCAUGAUAGCAGACAUGUCACUGCUUGAAAGGCGGAGGUUGUGAAAAAAAAACGAAGGAGUGCAAAACAAAUCUAAAACGCUGUGUUUGAAGCGUCCGCAGCCGACCCUCCCAGGGAGUCGGAAUGGUACAUUAACGUCCUAAUAUCUUCACCCACUUCUCGGGGAAGCAUCAGCGCCCUUUAAGAGGGGUUUUUCAGUGGGUUUCCACCCCACAACUAGUUUGCGAAGUAGUUCGGAUGAAAUGUUUGUCUAGGGGCAGCUUUCUCAGAGCUGCGGCUUUCUCAGAGCUGCGUAUUUAGAAUCAUAGGCCAAUGGCUUCAACCUUAGCUUCUUGCCUCAUAUCCAUUAGCGGCAACUUGUAAUCAUGAUUAUUACCCUGUCUCUGCCUUUACUUCCAACUGUAAAAUGUCACAGUUGUCAGCCCUGUAGGUGCUGUUUUUAUUCCAGUAGAUACCAUGCAUGCCCCUUGUCUGCCCACACAAGUCUUGUUCCCCGGGUAACAUCGAAGGGGUCUGGUGGCUGAUGCCUCCUAAUCGGCAAGCCACCACAGGCUUGUCAAUCAGAGCCCCGGGAAGGAUUUGGUCAAUUAAAGAAUUGGAUCUCAUCUUAUCUUAAUUAGCCAAUUAAAAAUUAAUUACUAUUGUUUGCCAACAUGUUCAACAUGUUCACAUUUCAGUUAGCGUAUGGUAGAGCCUUUACUAAAUGAUAUUAUUAGUACUAUUAGAGUUGAAUUAGUUUAGUAGAAAUGGUUAGCCUAUUCCUAUAUUAGUAAUUACCAAAUAAAAACCCAUAGAUCAGACCCUUGUAGUUUUGUUUGUUGUAGGUUUUUUUAGCAGGUCCACCAUAAGUUAAAUUGAAGAAAGCAUCUAAUGAUAUUAAAAGAAGUAUAAAAUAGCAACUUUAGAUGGUUUUACUCGAUUGAUACUUAAACAAUUUUUAAAUAGAUAAGAUUCUUUUAUUGAUCCAAAUGGAAAUUUGUUUAGAUAACAUUGUACAUUUCUACAAUAUUCUUUUCAGUCAUGAUAGCCUUUGUCUUUGUUUUUGUUUUUUAAACUUGGUUUGUAGCAAGGUGUUAGGUGGACCAUUGUGUGGUCACAUUGUUCAAUUGGAAAGUAAAUUAUGAGAUGUGUAAGAUCUUUUUAUUUUUCCCUUGCACAUUUUGUAGUGAAUUUAACAAUUCAUUAACAAUUAAAAUAAUUUGAUUGUUCCAGCCUAUUUUAAUAUGUACAUUUGAACUAAUUUAUUUUGACUAAGGAAUUCACAUUAUAAGCAUUUUAAAAAAAAAAUAAUGUGGAAGUAAUUUUUAUUCAAUAGUUUAUUUUAUAUUUACAGUAGAAACAUUGUCAGAAGAUGAAGAAGACAACAUCAUUACAUCUGCCUCUGGUGAGGGUGUCAGUAUCUCUGUUAACCCAAGCUCCAAUAGUAGCCAUACUGAUUUCACUCCCACUCCUGGAGGUCCAUUCUCUGCCCUUACACCUUCUAUGUGGCCUCAAGACAUAAUGGCUAAAAUCAACCAUCCAGUUAGUAAAGUUAUCAUAUAAUUAGAAAUAUAAAUUUCUUUCAAAUUUGGUUUUUUUUGGGCUAGGAGACUGUUACGCACUGACUUGUAUUGGGAGAAAUUAAUCUCCUAUUUUAAUUUUAAUUUGGCUCGAUGUAAACAGUGCCUAACAAAGGACGAUACCAUAGAAUCAACAAUUAUUAAAGAUACGACCCAAAACAGUUUCUAGUUACAAUUAAUUAAGAUUUAUUAUGUCUAAAGAUAAUUACAAAAUAAAAUAAAAUAAAAUUACAAUCUUCAACUUACAGUAUGGCAGAUGUCGUACCGGUACACACUUAAUACAAUUAGAAAUAAUGAUGCCAAUAAAUAAUGCGGAAUAAACACAUAUAAGUAGGAGCACACAAAUACACAAAGAAUAAAACACGCCUCGUAAUGUUAAGAAAAUCUAUGUGAAAAAUCUCCGUCCCCUCGUGCCUGUCAAUCUCUUAUAUAUAUGUAGAGUAAGAUGCUUCGAGAAGGGCUUAUGACGUGUUGUUUACAUCUCUCGGGUUAAGGAGUAUAUUCCAGAAAUUACCCGAAAACAAUCUACCCAAUGCGUAAUUGGAAGCCGACUGUAAACAAGCUACUUCAAAGACCUAAGCCACACCCCUUUGUGAACACAGCGUCUCAUGCGGGGUCAAUCAGAGGGCACGCACGAGAAAUAUGAUGUAAACAAGCUCUCUAUAACACCUCCCCUCUUAAAAGAAAAAAAUUUCAUUGUUCAAAAAUGGAAUUCUUUUUCCAUUAAAAUUGAAGAAAGUACAUUUCUUACUCUCAAAAUAUUAGACAAAAAACUUCUUAACAGCUUAUAAACAAUAACAUAAGUGAAAAUUAAUUUCUGGACAAAGUAUCUGCAAUGACAUUGUCUUUGCCUUUAAUAUGUUUGAUGUCCAAAUUAUAUUCUUGUAAAAAUAGGCUCCAUCUUAACAAUCUUUGAUUUUUGGAGACCAUCUUAUUCAAAAAUGUUAAAGGAUUGUGAUCAGUAAAAACAAGUACUGAAUGUAAAGAACAACUGACAUAAAAAUCAAAUUGUUGGAGAGCAAGAAUUAAACCUAAACAUUCCUUUUCUACAGUGGAAUAGUUUUUCUGAUGUGAGUUGAAUUUCUUUGAGAAAUAAGAGACAGGAUGAUCUACAUUGUGGUCAUCUUCUUGAAAAAGAACUGCACCAAUGCCAACAUCACUGGCAUCUACAGCUAAUUUAAACUGUUUGUUAAAGUCUGGUGCAAUGAGAACAGGAGCAUUAGCAAGUAUAUUUUUAAUGUUUUCGAAUGCUUCCUGACAAGCAUCUGACCAAUGAAAUUUUGCAUUUUUCUUUAACAUAUUACUUAAAGGAGAAGCAAUAACUGAGAAAUUUUUGCAAAAUUUUCUAUAAUAACCUGCCAUUCCCAAAAAUCUCAUUAACUGUUUUCUAGUAGUGGGUGGUGGAAGUGAUACAAUAGCAUUUAUCUUAGCUUGAACAGGCUUUACAUGACCUUGACCCACUAUGUGACCUAAAUAUUCCACAGUUGCAUGACAAAAUUCACAUUUAUUUAAAUUUACAGUUACAUUUGCCUGCAAAAAUUUUUUAAACAGAGAUCUUAAUUGGUUUACAUGAGUUGAAAAAUCUUGACUGUAAAUAAUUACAUCAUCAAUAUAGGCGCUGCAAUUUUCCUGGUCAGCAAUAAUGUUAUUUACAAGACGUUGGAAUGUAGCUGGGGCAUUUUUCAUUCCAAACGGCAUUACUUUAUAUUGAUAUAAACCAUCUGGAGUACAAAAAGCAGAGAUUUCUUUUGCUCUGUCAGAUAGAGGAACCUGCCAAUAACCUGAUAGUAAGUCUAUCUUGGUUACAUAUUUGGCAUCACCUAUUCGAUCUAUAAGAUCGUCUAUCCUUGGAAUCGGAAAGGAAUCAGUCUUUGUGAAUGCAUUCACUUUCCUGAAGUCAGUACAAAACCUGUAACUUUUGUCAGGCUUUGGGACUAAAAUACAUGGUGAACUCCAGUUACUAGAGCUUGGUUCAAUUAUAUCAUUUUCAAGCAUGUAUUUUAUUUCAGACCGGAUUAUUUCAAGUUUUUCCGGAUUGACCCUAUAGGGGUGUUGCUUGACCGGAACUGCAUUGCCAAUGUCAACAUCAUGUACAGCAAUGUUGGUUUUAUUAGGUACAUCAGGGAAGAGUAAAACAAAAUCUGCAAUAACAGACUUAACAACAUCCUUCUCUGACAAUGACAAAUGUCCUAGUUUCUUAUCUAAGUUGGCCAAUAUUUCUGAAUUUUUAAGUUUAUAAUUACCAACUUUUUCUGGGACACUAUCAAAGGUUUCAGUAACAUUUUCUUUAAGUACUGAAGUUACAGUUGAGAUUGUGUUAACAUUUGUUUCUGAGGAUGGACAAUGAUCAUCACAUUUUCUAUCAAAAUAUUCUUUUAACAUGUUAAUGUGACAUAACUGUUUCUUUCUUUUACGAUCUGGUGUUAACACAAUGUAAUUUAAAUCAUUGAUUUUGGACUCAACAACAUAAGGACCAAAAUAUCUAGCUUGUAGUGCUUGCCCUGGUAUCGGCAAAAGCACAAGCACUUUGUCCCCUGAAGCAAACUGUCUGAAUUUUGACUUUUUGUCAUACCAAACUUUCAUUUUAGAUUGUGAAUCUUUUAAAUGUGUUUUAGCCAAAUUAACGGCAUUAAAAAGUUUAGUUUUAAAUUUUUGGACAUAGUCAAGAAGUCCUUCCGUGGGUGCCGAUGACAUCCACGUGUCUUUUAAAAGUUUAAGGGGACCGCGAACCGUGUGGCCAAACACCAGUUCGAAGGGGCUGAAUCCAAGUGAUUCUUGAACUGCUUCUCUUGCGGCGAACAGUAGCAUGUUGAUGCCUUCAUCCCAGUCUUUCUCUUGUUCUAGGCAGUAGGUUCUCAUCAUGUUCUUCAACGUCUGAUGGAAUCGCUCAAGUGCUCCCUGUGACUCAGGAUGAUAUGCACUCGACAAGCAGUGUUCUAUGCCCAACUGGUUCAUCACUUGUUUGAAUAUUCCAGCCUUGAAGUUGGUUCCUUGGUCAGACUGUACAGACUUCGGAAGACCAAACAAUGUAAAAAACUUCGUCAAGGCUUUGACGAUGUUCGGAGUCUUGAUAUUGCGAAGAGGAAUAGCUUCUGGGAAUCUUGUUGACGCACACAUGAUUGUCAGCAAGUAUUGGUGACCUGAUUUUGUCUUUGGCAGAGGUCCAACGCAGUCUAUAAUAACGCGACUGAAAGGUUCUUCGAAUGCUGGAAUGGGUUGAAGAGGAGCUGCUGGUAUCUUCUGAUUUGGUUUCCCUACAACCUGACAAGUAUGACAUGAUCUGCAGUAUUCAACCACAUCUUUCUUGAUUUUGGGCCAAAAGAAGUGCGACGUGAUUUUGUGAUAUGUCUUCUUUACUCCCAAAUGACCUGAAAGUGGUGAGUCAUGGGCUAAGUUCAGGACUUCGUUCCGGAAUGGGGUAGGAACUACUAUUUGAUGAACUAUCCUCCAUUCUUCGUCAGCAUUUGCGUCUGGAGGUCGCCAUUUUCUCAAAAGUAUGUCAUCUUGAAGGUAAUAACAUAUAGGGAAUUGUUCAGCUUCUUCUUGGGUCAAAGCGUUCUCUCGAAGUUUGACUAUUUCUGGAUCACUCUUCUGUUCUUCAAUAAGUUGCAUUCGAGUUGGAGUCUUGUAAUUACUAGCCUCUUCAUUUAGACUUGCAAAAAAUGUUUUUCCCAGGUCAAUUUCAGGAAGAAUUUUAUUGCUUUUUUGUGAAAUCUCUUUUGUGGAGAUCUUGGAACUCAUGGCCCUUGUCACAGCACAUGCUGGAUACAAUUCUUGAUCUUCUUCCUGAUUUUCAUUUAAACAAGGUUCAUGAGUAACGAUGGGCUCGGCUAUCACCUUCCCACCAGCUAAGUCAUUGCCUAGCAGCAACGAGAUGCCGUCCAAUGGUAAUGUUGGUCGGACACCCACAACCACAGGUCCGGAGACUAAGUCUGAUUUUAGGUUGAUGAGAUGUAAAGGUACAUCUAUGCAUCCCAGCUCUACACCUCGUAACAGGAUGUUGCUCCCAGUAGCAGUAGAUUCAGACAAGGGAAGUAUACCCUCAAGUAGUAAGGACUGUGAAGCACCUGUAUCUCGUAAGAUUUUGAUUGGUUGUAGACUGGAAAAAUCACCUGGCAGUGAUACGAAUCCUUCCGAUAUGAAAGGCAUGAAGUCUUGUAUGACAUCAGUAGUUUCUGAUGUAGAAUUUUGGACCUUGGUAGGUAAACUCUUGUUGGAGUCUUGAGAACAUUCGGCUAGGGUAGAGGAAGUAAAACUCUGGGUAGAGUCGUCAAAACUUGCACACAAGUCCUCAGUAAAACGCCCUCUGGAGGUAGACCUCUUCUUGGAGCAAAAGGAUCUUGGCGACAAGCUCAUAAAACUCGCAGUCGAAGCAGGAACUUGGCUGGAGUCAGUAAAACUAGCCUUAUUGUUCAUAAUGGAACUCUUUGAUGAGUCGUGACAAACCUCUUUGAAGUUUGUAUGGACAUCUGGAGAGCAAAAACUCUUGAAUUUUGAAAAUGUGUUUCCAGAUGUAUGACGAGACGUACAAGCGGAGACUUUGUGUUGUGUACCAGGAUGUGUGGUCUUCUCAGUUUUCUUCUUGAGUUUCCAGCAAUCAUCCCUCGUAUGUCCUUCUUUUUUACAGUAGGCACAUGUGUCUUUUGCACCAAUUUCUUUCGUACCGGGCUUGAAUGGUUUUUGUGGAGGUUUACUGUAAGUUGAUACAGCUGUCUUAUUGUGCCUGUCAUUUUUGGUGUCAGAUGGAUUCUUGGAAAGUUGAUGUGAGAUGGUGAAGUCGUCGGCUAACACUGCUGCCGUAUGUGCGUCACCUUCGCCACGGUCUGCAAUAUGUAUCCGCACCUCAGUACGAACACAGUUCUUGAACUCCUCCAUCAGAAUGAGGUUCUUGAAUUUCUUGAAGUCUGUCUCGGUGUUGGUUGCGUGCAGCCACUUGUCCAGGAGCCGUUCCUUUUCCCGGAGGAACUCAACAUGAGUCUGGCCAUCACGUUUCCACAGUUCCCUAAACUUUUUACGGUAUGCUUCGGGGACACAUUCAUAAGCCUUAAGUAUUAAUGAUUUUACUAGGUUAUAGUCCCCGCGCUGUUCCGCAUUCAGGGACACAAAGACUUCAGAUGCCCUUCCGGUCAAGGCUGGUUGAAGUAAGGUGGACCACAUAGUUUCAGGAAUUUUAAAAUUUUGGGCAGUUAUCUCAAACUGCGCAAAAUAUUGGUCAACCUCUUUUUCUGAAAAUUUAGGGAUUACUUUUGCAAAUUUAAUUGCAUCGCAACCUUGACCGGCUGGAGCCGUGAGUCUAUUUUCCAUUGCUCCCAAAUUGGCUGUUAUUUCCAUUUCUUUUAAUUUGAUUUGUAGCUCUUUCUGUGCUUCUAGCUCCAGCUGUUUAAGCUCACGUUCUUUAUCUAGCUCCAGCUGUUUAAGCUCACGUUCUUUAUUUAGCUCCAGCUGUUUAAGCUCACGUUCUUUAUCUAGCUCCAGCUGUUUAAGCUCACGUUCUUUUUCUCUCUGGGCAUCUAGUUCCAUUUGUUUGAGCUUUAGUUGGAGCUCCAUACUUGGAUCAGUCGGUUGUGUGACUGAGGCAAGUUCAUCUUCAGAUAACAUGUCUUCAUCCACAAAGUGAACGAUGAUCAUGUCUCGUAUGGUCUUUUUUACGGCCGAAUGAGCUACAUUUAUUUCUAGAGCUUUAGCAAUGGAAAAUAGCUCCUUCCUAGAACAUUUGUCUAAUGCCUCUACUGAUGGGUUUUCAAUAUCAAAAUCCAUUUUGACACAGGCAAAAUAUAACAAUGAUUUUUUUAUAAAAAUUUAAGCUUAGUGCACACACUAAUGAAAAAAUUGUAACCAGCUCUGUUGUUGGUGUCGUAAAAUGGUAUCGUGAUCUCAAAUUAGUUUGAGUGUAUUAAGGUAAACAGUUUGUCAAAAUCCACAGAAAAAACGCUCAAUUUAUUAUUGGUGUAAUAAAAACUAUGGAUUAAAAUUAUCCUCGGAAAAUCCCACAAUUUGUUAAAAUUGGGGUCUAAUGAGAAUAAAAUAUGGAUUCGGUUAUCGCGGACGAUGCGCCCAAUUUGUUACGCACUGACUUGUAUUGGGAGAAAUUAAUCUCCUAUUUUAAUUUUAAUUGGCUCGUUGUAAACAGUGCCUAACAAAGGACGAUACCAUAUAAUCAACAAUAUUAAAGAUACGACCCAAAACAGUUUCUAGUUACAAUUAAUUAAGAUUUAUUAUGUCUUAAGAUAAUUACAAAAUAAAAUAAAAUUACAAUCUUCAACUUACAGUAUGGUAGAUGUCGUACCGGUACACAGUUAAUACAAUUAGAAAUAAUGAUGCCAAUAAAUAAUGCGGAAUAAACACAUAUAAGUAGGAGCACACAAAUACACAAAGAAUAAAACACGCCUCGUAAUGUUAAGAAAAUCUAUGUGAAAAAUCUCCGUCCCCUCGUGCCUGUCAAUCUCUUAUAUAUAUGUAGAGUAAGAUGCUUCGAGAAGGGCUUAUGACGUGUUGUUUACAUCUCUCGGGUUAAGGAGUAUAUUCCAGAAAUUACCCGAAAACAAUCUACCCAAUGCGUAAUUGGAAGCCGACUGUAAACAAGCCACUUCAAAGACCUAAGCCACACCCCUUUGUGAACACAGCGUCUCAUGCGGGGUCAAUCAGAGGGCACGCACGAGAAAAACAAGCUCUCUAUAACAGAGACCCUUUUAACUUUUGUAUUUAAAAAAUCUUCAGAUAUUUGUUUCCUUUGAAGCAAUCCGUUGAAUUCAUUUCAUCCAAAUAUUAUUUUCUUAACUUUCUAUAUACUAUUGAAGUAAUUUCUUAUCAAUUGUUUUAUAGCAUCAUUUUUUAAAUUAAAUUUCCAGCCAGAAGAUCCCAAUGGUCAAUUGGACUACAGAUACGAUGAAUUUGGGUUUAAAGUUGAAGAAGAAGGUAGGCUCUGACAUUUCUAAAUAGGUUGUAAUGAGAUGUAGUUAAAAUAAAUAAAUAAAAAAUACUUUUAAAACUAUUAAAAUUCUAUAAAUAAUGAAUAUUAAAAUAUAAAUUUUUAAUUGUUGGCUGAAGCACUUUGAAAGUAAUGUUAUGAUUAUUCUUGAAAUAUUUUAAUUAGCUGCUAAUCUAAAUAUUCAUAUUAUUUUAGAUGGACCAGAAGAAAAUUCAAGUAAGCUUUUAAGCACACCUUUCAUUGAAGACCCACAGCACAGGUUAAAAUGGACAGCAUAUUUGGAGUUCACACAUAACAAUGAAGUUGGAGACCUUACAUGGGAUAAGGUUUGAAUUUUAAAAAAUUAUCUUCUUGAAGACAAAAAAUGUAUUAAGAUAUUGUAAAGCAUUUAAUAUUGUUUAACUUCCCUAAAUCCAUUGAGGUAUUAAGAAUUUUUCAGUGUUGUCAAACUUCCUUUCUGUAUAUUAUAAUUGAUAGUUUGAUUAGUUAUGAAACUUUCAAUUAAUUUUUUGUUUUCACAGGUGGAAGCCAGGUUGCCCAGGUCUGAAAAGCUUAGGGGAAUGGCCCGUCAAGGCAUUCCACAUUCAAUGAGAGGCCAAAUGUGGCUUAGGCUUUCUGGUGCCCUUGACAAAAAGAACAAAGCAGAUCUCUCUUACAAAGAUGUGGUCAAAGCAAGCAGUAGUGAUCAUCUUAUGACAUCGAAACAAAUUGAAAAGGCAACUGCUCCCUAAUUAGCUUUUUAAUAAUACUUAAUUAAAUGAGUAUUAUUAUUAUUUAUAAAGAUAAUAGGUAUUUGAUUUAUAGUAAAUUUAUACAUCUCAAAGAAAGAUUGAAAAUGUUAAAAAAGAAAUAUUUAAAAAUGUUAAAAAUAACAUUUUAAAAUUAAUACUUGUCGUUUUAUAGGAUUUAUUGCGUACUAUGCCAAGCAAUGCUUGCUUUUGCAAUAUAAAUAGUACUGGCAUACCACGGCUGAGAAGAAUACUGCGUGGUCUGGCCUGGCUGUAUCCAGAUAUUGGCUACUGUCAAGGAACUGGAGUUGUAAGUUGCUAAGCAUAUUUAAAAUAAAAAUACUAAGUACAUUAAUCAUAUAGACUAUAUUUUAAUGGUGAACACUUGUGUGUUUGUUCUCCUUACAUUUCUACAUGGAUUGAUGAGGCUUGACCAAACUUGGCAUACAUACCGUUCAUUAUCCAGAAUCAAAUACUGGGGGAAUUUAAACUUUCCAUUUAGGGGCAGGGGCAAAAGAUGUUGCUUCUUCUUAUAAAAGCUAUUUAAAUAUAAUUUCAAGCAUUGGAUGAAUCUAGACCAAACCUAGUAAACAAACACUUGAUUUUCCAUAGGAAUCUGAAUUCAUAAUAUCCACUACUUUAGGGCUGGGGGCCUCAAUUUUAUUUCUCCUUACAUUUGUUGUGCUUGUUCUGCAUACGUUUCGACAUGAAUGGAUGGAUCUUGAGCAAACUUUGCACACAUACCCUUCACUAUCCAGAAUAAAGUUCUGGGGGUUUUUUAAAUUUACAUGAUAACCUUUUUGGGGCUGAGGGCACCUGAAUCUAUUUUUUCCUUUUAUGAGCUAUAUAAAUAAACGAUCAAGCAUAGGCUAUUGCAUGAGUGGAUGGAUCUAGAAUAAAGUUCGUACAUAUGCACUUGAUUAUCCUUAUCAAAAUACUGUAGGGAAUGGAGCUCAAAAUAUUCACUCCCCAAUUUCAUUUUCCUUAUAUAAGCUAUAUAAAUACCAUUUAGGCUUAGACAAUAGUAUAGGAUUCUAAGUGAAUUUAGGUUAGGCCCAGCUUGGUAGCUAUAACCUUCAUACUCCAUAUUCAAAUAUCGGUGAAUUUUACAUUAUAGUAUCUACUCAAUUUGGGGCUGGUCUAGAAUUUUCCUGAAAGUUCAAUAAUUUAAAAGACUAAAUAUCCGGCAUUUUUUAACCUAUUUUAAUGGUAUAUUAAAUGUUGAAUGCCAUUAAUUAUCUGCAUGAAUUUAUAUGGCCCACAUGUUAGGCAUUUAGAAAAAUUUAGGGUUAAAAACAUUUCACCUAAUCUAAAUGAAGUACUAAAUUCAGUUAUAAACAGUAUCAGUGCUAUUAAAGCUAAUGCCGAAUGUGAACGUCUCUUCAAGCCAUUUUGUAAAGAACAAAAUACAGACUAUGUGAGACUUUUACCUCACACUGAAGUAAGAUGGCUUUUGAAAGGGGGUUGCUUGAAAAGAUUUAUGGAACUAUUUGAUUCUCUUGUAUUUUUUUAAGUGACAAACCUGAAAUGAAGUAUCUGAUAACAGCUAAUGGUAAAGCAUUUGUGAGUUUUUUAGCCGAUAUCUUUGCAAAACUAAAUACAUUAAAUAACCAACUUCAAGGAACAAAUAAAACUUUUGUUGAUGCAAAAGCCAAGAUAUUAGGUUUAAUUACCUUUAUUGAAUUAUGUCAAAAAAAUAUUUACUACAAAAAUUUUGAAGUUUCAUUGUGAAAAAUGUGAAGUGACUGAUACCGCUAUACUUGUUGUUGUCCAUUGUCUGAAAUGUCUAUGGGCUAAAUUAAAAGAAAUAUUUUUCUUAUUUGAAACAAAUUGAUUUUCCAACUUGGAUGAUGCAGCCAAUGUUAGUGGAUUUAUCUGAUAUUUAAAUUAUCCAUUUUUAGGAAGAACUCGCAGAAAUGCAUAAUGAUGAGUCAGUUACAACUUGAUUUGAUAUAAAAUGAGCAAUGGCAUGGCUUUGUGAGGAAACAGAAAUCAAAUAUCCAAAUUCAACCAAAUUUAACUGAAUGUGUAUUUAGUGCCAUAUUUUUUGUAGAAAAAAAUAAAUAAAUAAAUUCGGCUGGAUAUAACACAACGUGGAGACUUGAGACUGAAGCUAACUAAAUUGGAAUCUAACAUAAAAUCUCUUUGCAGCAAGCAUUAAGCACAAACAUCUCACUUAAUUUAAAUAAAAAUAAUUACAAAUAAUUAUAAUUGCAAUAAUAUAGAAAAAUCUUUCAAUAAAAUUAUUUCAUACUUGAAUUUCAGUUCUCCAUUAAAUGUUUUAAAACUUACUGUGUAUCCUCACCAAUUUCCUAGAUAGAUUUCUUCUUAAAACCUAUCAUUUACGUUUCUUCAGUGAACAACCCUUUUCCUUUUUUUUUAUAUUUUAAAAAUUAUGUACAUGAUGAGGAGGGGCUAAGAAUUUUAGACAGGCUUAGGUGGGGCAUGGCACAAAAAAGGUUGGGAAACACUGCUCUAUAUUGUUCCACUGGGAUCUAAAAGCUUAUGGGAAUUUUUAUUGUAGUUUUAAAGAUUUCUUUACCUUCCUUGGAAAUUGUUCAGUCGAUUGGUAUUGGGGCCACAACAGAGAAUGGGAUCCCAUUUGAAACUCAGACUAGUCUGGAAUAUAUAGCAAUUUUUUUUUUUUUAAUUUGAAAAAUAAUGUUGGAUUCAAUGAACAUGGGCAUUAAUGGCUGGUAUCAUCUAGAGGAACAUGAUCCAUUCAGGGAACUGGAUCCAUCCAGGAAUGGGAUCUCAACAGGGAAUGGGAUCCCAUUUGAAACUCAGACUAGUCUAGAAUAUAUAGCAAUUUUUUUUUAAUUUGAAAAAUAAUGUUGGAUUCAAUGAACAUGGGCAUUAAUGGCUGGUAUCAUCUAGAGGAACAUGAUCCAUUCAGGGAACUGGAUCCAUCCAGGAAUGGGAUCUCAACAGGGAAUGGGAUCCCAUUUGAAACUCAGACUAGUCUAGAAUAUAUAGCAAUUUUUUUUUAAUUUGAAAAAUAAUGUUGGAUUCAAUGAACAUGGGCAUUAAUGGCUGGUAUCAUCUAGAGGAACAUGAUCCAUUCAGGGAACUGGAUCCAUCCAGGAAUGGGAUCUCAACAGGGAAUGGGAUCCCAUUUGAAACUCAGACUAGUCUAGAAUAUAUAGCAAUUUUUUUUUUAUUUGAAAAAUAAUGUUGGAUUCAAUGAAAAUGGGCAUUAAUGGCUGGUAUCAUCUAUGUUUAGCCCCUCUGUCCUCUGUUAUGAAAAGGAUUUUGCUACAGUCAUUUCAGGUCCCUAAUUUCAGUUCUUAUAGAGAUGAAAGUGUGUUUACUCAAGCUAUUUAUUUUCAUUGCGAGAAAAAACUUUGCCUUCAUGUAUUAAAAGAUGCUUUCCAGCCGCAGUAGCUAUAUGUAUGUUCUAAGUCUAAGUAAAUGGAAAAAUUGCAUGGGAAUUUUAUCAAUAUUUACAUCUAUAUACCUUUAUUGCCUAAUUUUGUUAAUCUGUGUUGCAUUUCAGUAUUGUUUUUACUUUUACAAUUUGUAUACAUAUGAAUAUCUUAUUAAUGCUUUAUGUCAUCUCAUUUUACCAGAAAUUUUUAUUAAAAACUCAAUAUCUUGCUAAUUUAAUGUUGCAGAUAGCAGCAUCCUUACUGUUAUUUAUGGAGGAGGAAGACACGUUCUGGAUGAUGUGUGCCAUAAUUGAAGAUCUGCUGCCUGCAUCUUACUACUCCAAUACUUUGAUUGGGAUACAGGUUUGACUUAAGACUGGUUUAAUAUUUUGUAUUGGCUUAGUUUAUUAUUAAGACAUUAAUUUCAUGUUUUUUCUUUGUUAAAUUAUGUAAAUUAAUUUUUUAUUUUAUGAUUAAUUUCCCUUCAACACUACACUUUAGGCUGAUCAGAGAGUGUUGCGCCAACUGGUCAUCAGCUAUUUGCCUGAUAUCGAUCUGGUUUUAAAAGAACAUGAUAUAGGUAAGCUUUUUUUUUCAAGUUUGUUGUUUAAUUUAUAAAGAUGAAAUAGUGCUGACAUACAUAUAGUGCUGACAGUUCUUGAAAAACAUAAAUUAAUAAACUAAUAUUAAAUUUCUUGCUGUUUAAAUAUAGCAACGCAUAUUUUUAAAAACACAGAUCUAAAAUUCACUAAAUCAGUGAUAAGUGAUGAAAAAAAAUGUCUGUGGCAAUUAUUCUUGAAGCUUAAGGAUAUUAAAAAAUAAAAAUAACAUGCUUAUUUCUAAUUGGAAAGGAAUGUUAAAGAAAUGUGUGAUGUUAGUUUUCUUUGUGACAUAAAAAUAUUUACAUUACCUGAAAAUAUCCUAUGCUAUAAUAAGAAUAUAUUUAAAAAAAAAAAAAAAUUCUACUCCCACAGAGCUGUCUCUAAUAAGCCUUCACUGGUUCCUGACACUGUUUGCUAGCGUUGUUCACAUGAAAGUACUUUUACGAUUAUGGGAUCUAUUUUAUUAUGAAGGAUCUGUCGUUAUCUUCCAGAUAACAAUGGGGAUGCUAAAGCUCAAAGUAGGAUUUUUAUUUUUGAAGUGGUUAUAAAAGGCAUCAAUUAAUUUUUAAAUGAUAUAAUGCUCCAUUGUUUUUCAAAAUUGAACUCCAAUAGCCCUCUCAAACUUAUUUAUACAAAUGUAAUCCCUCAUGUAUCUCCCAAAAUACAAUGUUCAUAAAUGUUUCAUAUCUAGACCAGGCAUAGAAAGGCACAUGUGAAUAAAUUCCAUUAUAUUGUUUACAAUUUUCUUUUAAAAGAAUCAAUGACUAAAAAAAUUAUAUCUGAGCACUUUAGCAUUAUAUGUAUAUAGUUAAUUUAUUAUUUAAGUAAUUAAAUAUGGAAACUGUAAUAAAUCCUUGUUUACAGGAACAAGAACUGCAAAGUUUGGACAAUUCUGCACAGAUUUUCAACGCUCUGUCUGAUGUUCCAGGAGAUGUUGAGGAUGUAGAUGAACUUAUUGAAGUAAGUUAAUUUUUGGUUUGCCAUAAUUAUUAAUCUGGAUUUGUUUUUAUUUUAUUUGUCAAAAAACAUAUUCAUUUACAAUGGAUUUUUAAGAAAUUAUUUUUUCAUAAAUUCCAAAACGGGGUCUUCUAACCUUUGGCCUGCUAGCCAGAUCUUGUCUGCUUUUCUAAAAUAUCUAGCCUUACUUUGCUUUUAAUAAAUUUAAAAUAAAUGUGUUUCUGUUUUAAAAUGACACAUGACCGUAAAUGAUAUUUUAAUGCCAGAGCAGGCUCAUUAAAAAUUUCUUUAUUGAUUUUGCUAGGUAUAUGUCUGUGUGUAAAAAAUCUUUUCAUGUCUUAUCUUCAAAGUAAACUAGUUUAUUGUUUUAAUAGGUUUCAUAAAAUUCUUUUCUUUUCUUGUGUGUAUGAAAACAAUAUGACCAAGACUCAUUUUCUCAUACUGCGAAUCAAAGUGGUAUUUAGUCUUCCUUUUAUAAUUAUAAUUUUGAUGUGAAAGUCAAUGUUGUUUAUAAGAAAUCCGAUUGUCAUUUGAUGAAUUUAUGCAUUUGAAAUUUCAUGAAGACCAUAACUGUUUGUUGGUCUUUUAUCCAAAUUUUUUUUAGAAGCUGUAUUUAUGAAAUGAAAUUCAUUAAAUUUUGUUGUGUUAUGUACCAAACUCUCGGAUUUACAUCUAUUUGAUCUACUGCAACAUGCCCCCUCAAAAUUAAAAAAACUUUUCAGAGAUAAGGUGUCACAUUGACUGACUCUAUAAAUAGUAUUUGUUUUAAAAUUACAAAUUGAUUUUUAUGAAGUUGAAAUUCAUAGCCUGCCACAAUGUAACACUUUUUUCUGUGGUCCUACCUUAAGAAAGUUAGCCAACUUCUGUCGUUUUAUAAUUUAGCAUUUUAAAUCAUUUUGUAGGUUGCAUUCAGGGUCUCUGGAUCCUUGACUGAUGUCCAUGUAGAUACACAUCGGAGAAAGCAUUUGGCCUACUUAAUGGCUGAUCAAGGAGCACUUGUGAAUCCAGAAUCUUCAAGAAAUUUACCUAAACAGGUACAUUAAUACUUUUAAAAAGUAAUUUUUAAAGUGAUCCCUUUAAAAAAUGAGUGAUGCAAGAGCAAUGUGCACUCUAACUUCUAAUGAAUUAUUUUAUCUUCGUUAAAAUAUUAAUGUAAAUAAAUUGAUCACUUCUUUUCUUUUAAUUUGGGUUUAGUUAAUUAUCUCAUAAACCUGAUUUUGCUAAAACUUUUCACUUUUAAAUUAUCCAGCAACUUAACAAACGGCAUCUAAGGCGUUCCCGAUCACUGAUGUCGGUUCUUUGGGGUGGUGGCAACAAUGAGGAGGAUGACUUUGGUAAAGCUAAAAAUAUACGUCAGACAGAACUACUUGUUGAUUUAAGAGAAGCCAUCCUUCAGGUGGCCAGGCAUUUUCAAAGUUUGGAUCCCAAAAAUAGUAAAGUGGUAGGUCUUGUGAUAUGUUUUCUUUAUUUAUGGUUAUCCUCUGUGAGGAUACUUUGGAUUGGAAUACAUUUCUGUAUAGAAAUUUUAUGAAAAACAUGGUUUCUGGGCCAAUUUUUUAUUAUAGAGAUUUUUUUAAUUCAAAUUUUCAAUUAGAGGCAAGCUCAAACUUAGCUCUUUAAAUAUUUUUAUGCUCAGAAUUCUAAUGAAAAUUCAAACAACAUUCACAUCAGAAUCAGGGCCGGCGCUAGGAAGGUGCGGGGCAUUGGGCAAAUUGAAUUUUGCAGGGCCGUUGACGUUAUAUAUUCCGCUGUAAGGAUAUUAAGACACGUAAUAGUUGAACUGGGGCCUUGUUGGUCAUAAUGGGACGCGUCUUAACGGAUAUUUGUUCAUUCGCUUAGUUUCCAAAGUUUCUAUUUUUUCCUAUAACAGAAGGCCUAAUUGCCCUGGCCCAAAUUACUCAUUGGGGCUCCAUUGUUACCAAUAUCAAGGUUGACUGGAUUAGGAACUAUUAGUAGGCAACGCGGGGGGCCCCGCAAAUGCGCGAGGCCUUGGGUGGUCCCCCACUUCACUUCCUCCUAGCGCCGGCCCCGAUCAGAAUAAGACAAUCCUUCAUAUUUUUUGAUGGGGUGUUAAAUUAACAUGAUCUUUAUAUUUCAACAGUCUGAGGCACACUUUUUUCCCCAAGUAAAUAAUUUUUUUAAAAAAUUUAUUUUGGGUGUGAAAAGAUUGUUAUUAAAAAAAAAGGCACGUUUUGUAAAAAUGAGAAAAACUUGAAUUGUAAAUAAUUUAACAAAAUAUGUUUGAAUUUUUAGAUCCUGACUGCAGAUUACAGCAUGGAGAGUCAUGCUAAAGACCUGGAGAAUUAUGUUAAUGUUGCAAGAAAUAGACAUCGAAGAGCCAAGGCUUUGUUAGACUUUGAAAGACAUGAUGAUGAUGAGCUUGGCUUCCGAAAGAAUGACAUCAUCACAGUAUGUAUGAUUCUUUUUGUCUUAAUCUUUUAAUUUUAAAGUAUUAUAUUUAUUUUGAUAAAAGAUUUUAAAGUUAUUUUUUCAUCUUCUUCCCAACGUCAUAAUUUAUUUAAACUUUUUUUAAAAAUAAUUGAGAGUAGAGUUAUUUUAAACAACCUUAAAAAGAAUACAAAGCUUAAAAUUAGUUGUCAAGUCAAAAGAGAUAAAUUGUUUAAUACGGCUUUAAAGAUUAGUGGACACAAAAAGUAUUUAAAGAAUUAACAUCUCUCGUUUUGCAGUGCAAAUUUAAUGAUAGAUUAUUGUAGUAGCAUUUAUAAAAUUUUAAAAAACACAUUAAAAUUGCCUCAGAAAUAUGCAGAAUUAUUUGAUAAGAUAAAUAUUUUUUUUUGUUGCUUUAUAUUAUUUUAUGUUAAAUAACAUGAAAAGAAAUUAAGAUUGAUAUUCUGUGAUAAAAUUGACUCUAGUUUAUUUGUUUGCUUUGUUUUCUUUGAUUAUCUUUUAAAUUUUUACAUUUGGAUCUUAUUUUUACAGCCUAUUUAAGAGUAUUUACAAUAUUUUUAGAUAAUCUCUCAAAAAGAUGAACACUGCUGGAUAGGAGAGCUGAAUGGGUUAAGGGGGUGGUUUCCUGCAAAGUUUGUUGAAGUAUUAGAUGAAAGGAGUAAGCAUUAUUCAUCAGCUGGUGAUGAUUCAGUAACUGAGGCCAUUACAGAUCUGGUCAGAGGAACGUAAGUGUUGUCAUGUUUAUAAUAUUUAAAUUGUCAGCUUGAAAUUUGAAGUGUGGAUAAAAUCUUAUUCUUGGAGGAAAGAAAUCAUUAAUUUUAUAAAAGAAACUUUAAACACAGUAGAACCUCAGAUAAUGAAUUUAAUUCGUUCCAAGACUCCCUUCUUAAAUCGAAACAUUCGCUAACAAAAAUUUUUCAUAUUAAGAUCAAUGUAAAUUCAAUUAAUCUGUUCCAGCCUUAGAAAUAAUGUAUUUUUACAUUUUUAAGCUGUUCUAUAAUGAAAAAUAUAGCAUUUUAUCUGACCACCCUCUUCUCACUUUAAAGUCUUCAGCUUCAACAGUGUGUUUUGGUCAACAAAUCACUAGUCUGGCACUUGUACUCUGUGUUUCGGCCAACAUAUCACAAUGCAAUUACACAUCCUUUUCAUAAAAUAUUGUCUCCCUGACAGUAUCUACAGACUAAAGCCAGCUGCUUUCUUUUAUCCUAACUAACAGCAGUUUUCUAAUUUCUCUAGCACUUAAGACCUUUGCUUCUUUAACAUAUUCACUCUUUUAGCCACAUCAGUCACCUUUUUUGCAUAUUUAUUCUUUGACAAUGGUACAAAUUGUCAAUUACACCAUAAUUUAUUUCUUGGCGAUGUCGGAAACACAAAGGCCAUUAUCAUGUAUAAUAUAAUUUAGGUCCUUACUCCUACACUAAAAUCUAAACUAAAAUUAUUUCUAUUAAUAACUCUCCUCUUUCGACUAAUGAGGGCUCAAAAACAUUAAAAGCGUGAAAGUAACAAUAAGUUGUAUUUUUUAACACAGCACUUGGACAAUGAUAGUUUUUUCAAACGCUCCGAAGCACCAGAGCUUGUGGGAUUGUGUGUACAGAAGUAUGCUUAUGUUGUUGACCCCAAUGAUUGUUUUUUAACAAAGACAAAAAUUGUGCACCAAACUUGUUCAUUAACCAAUUUGUUCAUUAGGCGGAGCAUUUGCUACCCUAGUUUCCACUGUACUAAUAAAUUAUUGCAAUGUAUUUAUAAAUAUUAACCUUCUUAAAAGUUGUAAACAUCUCAGCUAUUUGAAAAAAGUUCCAUGUACUGCUAUUUUAUUUUAUCAUUAUUUUAACUUAAACAAUUUAAUUUUAUUAUUGAAAUUUAGCUUCUUCUCAAAUUUUUAAUUUUAAAAAUAAUAUUUGCAUUAUAAUUAGUUUUUUAAAAAAACAUAAUGACAUUUUAUACCACUUCUUCACAUACAGAUUUAAGUAUUUUAAUAAUUAGUCCAGCUAAUUAAAUUUUUAAUGCAACAAUUAAAUACUGUAUGCUUUUUUCAAAAUAUUAUUGGUCUUUCAUUUUUAUAUCCUCAGAUUGUGUCCAGCCUUGAAAGCCAUAUUUGAGCAUGGUUUGAAAAAGUCAACAAUUUUGGGUGGCCACUGCCAUCCCUGGCUAUUUAUAGAAGAGGUAGGCUUAUCUUUUUAUUUGUGAAUGGGAAAGGCAUUUCAAAAUAGUUUUUGUUUUUAUUUAAAAAGUUUCUUAAAUGGCGUUUGUUUUGAUGUUAAUUACAGUAAUAAUUUGGAUAAACAAUUUUACCCAAGAAACAAUUUUACCAAGGGCCAAGUCAAUUCAGCAUUUUGUUUUGCAUGCAUAUAUUGUUGUUAUCACACCCGUGACUUGAUGAGUCACGGAGGGUGACUUUGAAGUAUUUUUUGCUAAGGCUCAUUUUUUAUUUUUAAAUGUGAAAAUCUUGAAGAAAGUAAUGUUUCUUGAGGAAUUACAGUUGCAAGUCAUCGUUGGAACUAUCACACCCUGCCCAUCUCUUUUUUGCAUCCUUUAUAUUAACUUUGCUUUUGACCGUCUUUUUCUUUAGUGUGUUGGGACAAAAUCUUCUUACGGCUUAUUAAUCGAGCUGAAACUUGGCACAUAGGGGCCAUCCAUAAAGUACGUCAUGCUCCAGAGGGUGGGAGGGAGUGUAAGAAAGUGUGACAGUUUGUGACAGGGGAGGGGGGGGGUCAGGCCAUGUAUGAUAUCACAUAUUUAUUUUUAAAAAUUUGAUUUCUAAUCUAUUUUUUAGUGGAAUUUAAUAGCUUUAAAAAUAAUGUUCAAAAAUUUUGUGGAACAUUUGAAUUAGUUUUAUGUCAAAAUAGCAUGAAAUGCGUAUCUCCUGGGUGUGUUGUUCACGAUUCCUUUCGCUAGGAGAGCUAGUAUACUGUUGCGAAGCCUUGUUUUAUAUAUAGCCUUGCUUUCGUCAUGCCUGAAGUAUUAUUAUUUCUAUGUUGUCCACUGCAUAAUUCUGUCACUGUCCUUUUUAUUAUUUAAUCACGGUUGAGGUCAAGUUUCGCUAAUCUACUUCUUAUCCUGUGUAAAAAGAUUGCAUAAUCGGAAGAUUAUCUAAAACUUGACCUCACCUAUUGUAAAUAAAAAGCAGCAGAUAAAUGAUGUGUAUUAUAUAAUUGUCUAGUCUAAUUUUUGCAAUUUUUGUUUUCAAAUUCAAUCUAGAUUUAGUUACUGCUUCAAUGAAUAACUAUGACAACUGUUGACAAUUAACUAUUCUACUAUUAAGGUCAUUUUAAUAAUGUGAUAGUGGCAAUUAAGUGGAAAUUUUAUAUUUUAAUACAGUUUAAUAGUGAAGUGUGUUUUAGAUUAACUUUUAAUUAGGUGUUAAUUUUUUUUUUAAAUUGUUCGAAAGUGUGACAUACUUUAGGGUGAGGGUGUCCAAGAUUUGUGACAGUUUGUGACGGGGGGGGGGGGAGGGUAAAAAUGGUCCUAAAUGGCGUGACGUACUUUAUGGACGGCCCCAUAGACUCCUUGCCGAUGACAACACAUUCUUUCAAAUUUUCAGGCCUGCCCCCAACCCUCAAGGGUGAGGGUGUCCAAGAUUUGUGACAGUUUGUGACGGGGGGGGGGGGGGGUAAAAAUGGUCCUAAAUGGCGUGACGUACUUUAUGGACGGCCCCAUAGACUCCUUGCCGAUGACAACACAUUCUUUCAAAUUUUCAGGCCUGCCCCCAACCCUCAAAAAUAACUUUUAACGCUAUUAGAUACCACUGAUUUCACAAAAUAAAAUUUUCAAUAACCGCGUUCAAUGAGAUUCUUUAAAAUAUCGCCAGGACGGUUGGUGCAUAUUUUCUUUUGUUUUACAGAAAUGGUAUGAUAAAUCUGCAGUGUAAAAGCAGGUCAGGACAUUAGAAUAUUAAUAUAGUUUCAGGGCAGUGAAAAAAAUAUGCUGUUGCGAGCCUUGGGGAGGGACACUAAUUUGUAUUCAUAUAAAAUGCGUAACUUGAAUGCAUGUUUUGAACCCCACCUUCCAUUGCUUGAUAUUACAUUUAUAAAGGAUUUAUAUGAAAAACUUUGUGUUUAGGGUUUGUUUUUAUUCUCAAUCAUUUCAUCAAAUAAUGAUAAAUCCCACUUGAUGCUCCAUCUUCAGGCUGCUACUAGAGGAGUGGAGAAAGACUUCCAAAGUGUCUACUCCAGGCUGGUGUUGUGUAAGACAUACAGGCUUGAUGAGGAUGGAAAGGUGCUGACCCCAGAAGAGGUUUUGUACAGGGUAAAUUCUUUUUUUAAAGAAAAUAAUAGUAAAUCAACUAAAAAGUUAGAUAAGAGAAUUUUUUAAUUGAAAAAAGAAGAACGACUUGAAGUAUUUAUAGUGGAAAUCUUUGUUUCAUCUAUCAAUAAUUUCAACAUAGUUUUUUAAAAACAGUGCACGACCACUAAAAAUGUAUUAUUUAUCAUCAUUAAUAGAAUCUCAUACUUGAACAUGUGCAAGACAACUUAAAACUUUUUAAAAUAAACUUUUACACUCAUUGUAGAAAAAUAAGCCUUCUGUAAUAUUGCAUAUUACGGAAGGUUUUUAGAAUUAUGAGUGGGUAAAUGAAAUACAAAAUGAUCUAAGCUUCAGUAAAAGUUAUUUAAUAAGUGUCUGUUUUUAAGAAUCCUGAACUCAAAUUCUAAAAUAACUACAGGGUUCAGACAGUCUUUUAAGGUAUUUGUAAGUUUGGGGAAAUAAAUUUCUAGGGCCUGAAAAGUUUGGGAAAAUUAGAAACAAACUCCAUGAACUUUCAAAGUUUUGGGAAAAAAUUUUUUUUAAACACUCCAAAGAAUAGAAAACAAGCAGGGUAAAAUAAUUGGAAGGGAAAAACCCAUUUAACUGACAUGCGUAGAGAGCAUUUCUUAUUUAAUUCGUUAUCUGCAAUAAAGAAAUUUGUUGAUUGGUUGGUAGAUUUAUUUAAGCAAAUCAAAUUAAUCUUAACAAGUGAUCCAUCGCAUAGUAACAGCGCCUCAUUUGACUAGGCUGCAGCGGUACAAGUUCUUUGGUAAAAUUUGUCGUCAUUAUAAUUUUUUUUUUGGAUUAGCGACAUGUGCAUUUUCUAUUGAUCUCCUUCAAAUCCGCUUAACUGUUUACAAUAUUAAAUAUGUCGAGAGUUUGUAUUUUAAUGAUAUAUGGAUCGUUAAGUCAGAAUACAAGUUUUGGCCAAAAGAAAAGUAGCGGAUGACAAGAGGAAAGCCUAUUGCAAAGUUUGUAAAACAAAAACAUUGAUAACUCGUCGAUGGGUGAAGGAGCCUUGAAAAGCCAUGCAAAGGGUAAGCUACAGUAAAUUAAACCUAUUCAUCAUUCACGUGACGAAGUUAAAAUUAAGAUUGUAUAAAAUUAAAAUUUUUCUUGCUACUUUCGGGUUUUUCUAUAAUUAUUUAAUUAAGCUACUAAUUUGGAUAAGGUACUAUUAAACAUUAUAUUAUCCAGACUUGAGGCAACCAGUUCAUUUUAAUAUGAGAUUAAUUUUGAUUUAUAAUAUUAUUAUGUCAGGAUAGGCCUAAUAGUAAUAUAAUACUUUGUUGUUAAUUAUAUUUUAGGAAAAAAAUCACAUUCAUGAUGAGAAAGCUGCCUAUUCCUUUGGCUCCCAUUGUUGGAUAUUUAAGUACAACUAAUUAUGCUGACCCAGUACCAUCAUCAUUAAGGGUCUCUCAAUUGACAGGGAUCAGUACCAUCACCAUCAAGGGCCUCUCAUGGAAAGGGAUUAGUACCAUCAUCAUCAAGGGCCUCUAAUGGACAGGGAUCAGUACCAUCAUCAUCAAGGGCCUUUAAUGGAAAGGGAUCAGUAUCAUCAUCAUAAAGGGCCUCUAAUGGACAGGGAUCAGUACCAUUAUCAUCAAGGACCUCUAUUGGAAAAGGAUCAGUACCAUCAUCAUCAAGGGCCUCUCUUGAAAAGGAUCAGUACCAUCAUCAUCAAGGGCCUCUCAUGGAAAGGGAUCAGUACCAUCAUCAUCAAGGGCCUCUAAUGGACAGGGAUCAGUACCAUUAUUGUCAAGGCCUCUAUUUGAAAGGGAUCAGUACCAUCAUCAUCAAGGGCCUCUAAUGGAAAGGGAUCAGUACCAUCACCAUCUUUGGCCUCUCAUGGAAAGGGAUGAAAUAGUGAAACGAGGUAUGUGGAAGCUUGAAAUAAGGUAACAGGACAAAAAACAAGGACGUUUCGGCAUAAAGCCUUCCUCAGCCAACAAUAGAAAUGAAAAUAUAACAAAGAAAAGAACACAGUAGAAAACUCAAGCAGUAUUCAUUCGUCUCUCCGGAAGUGGGAAAACAGGAAGCGAGAGAAUAUAAAUAUUGACACUGUGAAAAAUAAAGUCCACAAUAAUAAUGGACCAGAAUAUCCAGGGAUACAUCAACAAACAGCAAUAAGAAAAUAGAUGAAAUAUAGGGAAACGGAGAAACAUCAGUAGGAUAUUAUUUGAUUAAUACCAUAUGGAGAUAUGGUGCCUGUUACGCACUGACUUGUAUUGGGAGAAAUUAAUCUCCUAUUUUAAUUUUAAUGGUAUCAUAUAAUCAACAAUAUUAAAGAUACGACCCAAAACAGUUUCUAGUUACAAUUAAUUAAGAUUUAUUAUGUCUUAAGAUAAUAACAAAAUAAAAUAAAAUAAAAUUACAAUCUUCAACUUACAGUAUGGCAGAUGUCGUACCGGUACACAGUUAAUACAAUUAGAAAUAAUGAUGCCAAUAAAUAAUGCGAAAUAAACACAUAUAAGUAGGAGCACACAAAUACACAAAUACCAAAUACUAUUUGGAACAGAUUAAUUAUUUUUAUUCGUUGGCGGCGUCAACAAGUUACUUCAAAGGCCUAAGCCACACCCCUUUGUGAACACAGCGUCUCAUGCGGGGUCAAUCAGAGGGCACGCAUGAGAAAAUAUGAUGUAAACAAGCACUCUAUAACAGUGCCAAACAGCUGAAUAAAUUUAUUUUCCAUUUUAACCCUAUCUGGUGUUUUACUGCAUGAAAUCAAUGCCGUAAUGGUUACAUCCAAAGCACCUUUAUGUUCUUUUUGGUUGAAAUGAGAAGAGACCGGGGAAGGUUUACAUUGCUCAAUACUUCCACUGAUAUGGCCUCUUAUAAAAUGGCUAUGAAUCAAAUUAGAGUUUUCAUAAUCACCACUUUUAGCUUACUCCCACCUGAAGUGGCAUGUGACUGCAGGAACCUUGCUUUCUCUCUAUUUAAAAAGACACGCCACACAGUCCAUCUCAAUUUUCUUAACAAUUGCAUCAGAUUAGGCGUCAUACUGAAGGGUUUUUGCAGCAAAUUCAACCCUAUGACUAGCUCUAAUAAUAGAGACAGAGUUAAACUCUGGUCUAUAGAGAGGAGGUCAUCAUGUCAAAGAAUGGAAGUUAUCAUUCACAGUCAUAAAAGAGAGAUCCGCAGUUUAAGUACCAAUAUCUAUCAACUUGAGGAUAGCAUUCUCUUUAAAACUAAUCAAAACCAUUUGAUGUUAAAUCUCGCUAGAUUGAUUAUACACAAACUCAACCGUGAUUUAUACUCACUCUUGUCUACCAACAAAAAGAAGAAAAUAAAUGAACUUAAACCAAAAGCUAACAUAACUCCAUGUAGGACAGAACAUGGCAAAAACUUAGUCGUUUGCAUACCUCCAGAUCUCCCUCUAACUGAUGGCGAACGAUCCCUCCUUUCUAAAGGCCUUAAAUUUAUUCCUCUCAAAUCUUCCAUAGACCGCUAUCAAUUACUAUCUGACUCUCAUCAUUAUUUUCGAUCUUUGAGACUACAGUACUACUUUUAUGGCAGAGAAAACACACAACAGGAGGAUGAAUUGUUCUCAUUUCAGAGACAGCGUAAGUCGACCUGGACACCACCAUCGGAUCAAUCCAAAGCAUUGGAUCUCUACAUCAGUAGCACUCAACAUGAUCUCAACAAUCUCUCCCUCCCAAAACUUCGCCAUUCCAACCUCUCCAAACUAGAAUCUCAGGCGUUGUCUGUGUUACGUAAACGUAACGACAUUGUGAUCAAACGUGCCGACAAGGGUGGCGCUGUCGUGGUUUGGGACAAAAAUUUAUAUAUUAAGGAGGUUGAUAAACAAUUGCAGGAUGAAAGAUUUUAUAAGCCCCUCAAGAAUAACCCUAUAGUUCAACAUAAUGAUAUUGUGUAUCAAACCAUAAAAAAACUUAUUAACGAAUCAGCUCUUCCUAAAUCGGCCUCAUCAUUACACAUUUUUAAUAGUGACCUUGGCAAACCAUCUUUCUAUUUGCUGCCUAAAAUUCACAAAGUGGGCAACCCGGGACGACCUAUUGUCUCGGCCUGCGCUUGCCCUACCGAACACAUUUCAGAAUUUCUUGAUGAAGUCUUCCAACCCUAUGUUACCUCUUUACCCUCCUACAUUAAAGAUACAAAUCACGCUUUAGUGACAUUCAAUUCUCUAAACAUCAACCCUGACACAAAACACUCACUGUUUUUACUUGAUGUCUGCUCCUUAUACACAUCAAUCCCACAUACUGACGGCCUUAGGGCCUUGAAAUUUUUCCUAGAAAAAAAACCGCACUCCUCUAUUCCUACUGACACUAUCAUCAGAUUGGCUGAACUGGUACUUGAACUUAACUCCUUUGAAUUUAAUGGCCAUUUCUUUGACCAAAUUAGUGGUGUAGCCAUGGGCACCAAAAUGGGCCCCAGCUAUGCUUGCCUAUUCAUGGGUCAUUUUGAAUAUAUGGCAGAGAGGGCGUAUACUGGCCAUAUUCCUGAAUUUUAUAGGAGAUACAUAGAUGACGGCAUAGGCAUCACAAGCAUGGAAACUAAUGAUCUCCAGAAAUUUAUAGAUUUUUUAAACUCAUUUCACCCAUCAAUAAAAUUUACUUCUCAAAUCUCUGGAAAUUCUGUCAACUUCCUUGAUAUCACCGUAACUUUGAAAGAAAACGUAUUGAUUACAUCUGCCUACUACAAACCUACUGACAGCCAUAGUUACCUAUUGUACUCAUCCUCCCACCCUAAAUCAUGCAAAGACUCCAUACCUUUCUCACAACUUCUUAGACUACGGCGUCUCUGCCAAAUUGAUGAGGAAUUUCUAGAAAGAGCCGAUGAAAUGAUGGAUUUCUUCCGCUCCAGAUCCUAUCCUGAAACUACUCUGGUCUCAGCACUAGAUCGCAUCAGCACGAUCACACGAAAAGAGGCUUUUAAAACUCGCCCUAACAACAAUGAGGAUCGUACCAAACUUAUACUAACCUACCACCCUCACAAUUUAACUGCCAAAAAAAUAUUCCUAAAAAAUCGUAGCAUACUUCUUGCUGACCCUGAUACCAACAGGGUUUUCUCAUCCCCUCCACUGAUUGUCUUUAGACGGGACAGAAAUCUAGGUGACCUUCUGGUUCAUAGUCGCCUUCGAUCUGAACCGUCUUACGUUGGUACUAAACCAUGCUUAAGAGGCCGCUGCAGAACUUGUCCCUUUACACUCCAAACUGAUAGCAUUGGCCUCCCUAAAGGUACUUUUACCAUUAAGGAGGGUUUCACCUGUGUCAGCAGAAAUGUAAUAUAUGCGAUUGUUUGCCGUAGAUGCCAAUCAAGUUACAUAGGGGAAACUGGGAGAAGAUUGGCUGAUAGGUUUACUGAACAUCUAAGGGAUAUUGAGCAAUGUAAACCUUCCCCGGUCUCUUCUCAUUUCAACCAAAAAGAACAUAAAGGUGCUUUGGAUGUAACCAUUACGGCAUUGAUUUCAUGCAGUAACACACCAGAUAGGGUUAAAAUGGAAAAUAAAUUUAUUCAGCUGUUUGGCACCAUAUCUCCAUAUGGUAUUAAUCAAAUAAUAUCCUACUGAUGUUUCUCCGUCUCCCUAUAUUUCAUCUAUUUUCUUAUUGCUGUUUGUUGAUGUAUCCCUGGAUAUUCUGGUCCAUUAUUAUUGUGGACUUUAUUUUUCACAGUGUCAAUAUUUAUAUUCUCUCGCUUCCUGUUUUCCCACUUCCGGAGAGACGAAUGAAUACUGCUUGAGUUUUCUACUGUGUUCUUUUCUUUGUUAUAUUUUCAUUUCUAUUGUUGGCUGAGGAAGGCUUUAUGCCGAAACGUCCUUGUUUUUUGUCCUGUUACCUUAUUUCAAGCUUCCACAUACCUCGUUUCACUAUUUCAUUCAUUUACAUAGCUUGAAAGCAGUCCCUUCAUUUAUUUCUUCAUGGAAAGGGAUCAGUACCAUCACCAUCUUUGGCCUCUCAUGGAAAGGGAUCAGUACCAUCAUCGUCAAGGGCCUCUAUUGGAAAGGGAUCAGUACCAUCAUCAUCAUUGGCCUCUCAUGGAAAGGGAUCAGUACCAUCAUCAUCAAGGGCCUCUCAUGGAAAGGGAUCAGUACCAUCAUCGUCAAGGGCCUCUAUUGGAAAGGGAUCAGUACCAUCAUCAUCAAGGGCCUCUAAUGGACAGGAAUCAGUACCAUCACCAUCUUUGGCCUUUCAUGGAAAGGGAUCAGUACCAUCACCAUCUUUGGCCUCUCAUGGAAAGGGAUCAGUACCAUCAUCAUCAUUGGCCUCUCAUGGAAAGGGAUCAGUACCAUCAUCAUCAUUGGCCUCUCAUGGAAAGGGAUCAGUACCAUCAUCAUCAAGGGCCUCUCAUGGAAAGGGAUCAGUACCAUAACCAUCAUUUGUCUCUCUUGAAAAGGGAUCAGUACCAUCAUCAUAAAGGGCCUCUAAUGGACAGGAAUCAGUACCAUUAUCGUCAAGGGCCUCUAUUGGAAAGAGAUUAGUACCAUCAUCAUCAUGGGGCUCUAAUGAACAGGGAUCAGUACCAUCACCAUCAAGGGCCUCUCAUGGAAAGGGAUCAGUACCAUCAUCAUCAAGGGCCUCUAAUGGAUAGGGAUCAGUACCAUUAUCGUCAAGGGCCUCUAUUGGAAAGGGAUCAGUACCAUCACCAUCUUUGGCCUCUCAUGGAAAGGGAUCAGUACCAUCAUCGUCAAGGGCCUCUAUUGGAAAGGGAACAGUACCAUCACCAUGUUUGGCCUCUCAUGGAAAGGGAUCAGUACCAUCACCAUCUUUGGCCUCUCAUGGAAAGGGAUCAGUACCAUCAUCGUCAAGGGCCUCUAUUGGAAAGGGAUCAGUACCAUCAUCAUCAAGGGUCUCUAAUGGACAGGAAUCAGUACCAUCAUCAUCUUUGGCCUCUCAUGGAAAGGGAUCAGUACCAUCAUCAUCAAGGGCCUUUAAUGGAAAGGGAUCAGUACCAUCAUUAUCAAGAGCCUCUCAUGGAAAGGGAUCAGUACCAUCACCAUCUUUGGCCUCUCAUGGAAAGGGAUCAGUACCAUCACCAUUUUUGGCCUCUCAUGGAAAGGGAUCAGUACCAUCAUCAUCAAGGGCCUCUAAUGGACAGGAAUCAGUACCAUCACCAUCAUUGGCCUCUCAUGGAAAGGGAUCAGUACCAUCAUCAUCAAGGGCCUUUAAUGGAAAGGGAUCAGUACCAUCAUUAUCAAGAGCCUCUCAUGGAAAGGGAUCAGUACCAUCAUCAUCAAGGGCCUCUAAUGGACAGGGAUCAGUACCAUCAUCAUUAAGGGCCUCUCAUGGACAAAGAUCAACAGCAAAACCUGUUAAUAUUUAGUCUUACUGCUCAAAGACGGAAGUGCUUUACUCUUAAAUCAUUUGAACAAUGAAAUGUCCAAAUAGCCAUUACCGCUUCAGUUCUUCCAAAGGCACUGCAGAUUGUUUCAAGGCUGUGCUUCCAGCUUGUGAAGAACCACAACAGUUUGCAUGUGCUGAUAGGAAGUCUGCAUAUCUCAGCACUUUUGGUAUAGUAACCUACUUUGCUGAUAAGCUUUAAAAAAAUUUUUUUUAAGAUCAGCUUCUACUUAUGUUCUGAUAUUUGAUAAAACAAUGAACAAACAGAUCAAAGAAAAGCAAAUGGAUAUAUAUGUUUGAUGAAACAAUGAACAAAGAAAUGCAAGAAAAGCGAAUGGAUAUUUAUGUUCACAUCUGUGGUGUAAAUAGAGUUAGUUCAUUUUUCUACUCAUCCCAUUUUCUUGGACAUGCAACUGCUGAAAGUUUGUGAAAAAAUUCAGUCUGAUUAGCAAGGACACAGGUUUUAGCUGGAAAUGGAAACUAAAGUUUAAGUUGUGGACCAAAUAUUUUACACAAUGCUUUCCGUAAUGGAUGUGCUGUAGCCUCCUCCUGGAGUUUUCCCGAGCUGUGGGUGGUUGUUCAGAAAUUCCAUUAGUUAUCACAUGGCCAGACGAGAGUUGAAAGAGGAUUCUCUGUGAAUAAAGAGUCACUGUUGAAAAUGUAAAGGAUGAUAGUUUCUGUGCUCAAAGACUGAUAAUUGAUCAAGUCAGAAGAGCUGAUAGUUUAUGUGCUCAGAGACUGGUAAUUGAUCAAGUCAGAUGAGCUGGGGACAUCAUAAAUCUCCCAAGAGUUGUUGAAUUUUCCCUAAUAAACAAGGAUGAAAUACACUUUGUAUCUGGAAAAGCAGCAAGAAGAAACAAGUGGAGGAGUUGAAAUUUAAAAAAUAAAAAAAGCCAGUGUAGUUACCUUACCCAACUGCAAAGCCAAAGAGGCUGAACUUAAAAGAGACUUCUCUUUUAUCUGCACAUCAAAUGCAUUACGAGCAAGUGCAUCAGAUAAGAGAAGGAAGUACUUAAGCUCAAAAAACUUAUUGCUGACAUAGAAGGAGGCCAACAUUAAAAUAUAGUGAAAUUUAUUUCUUUUAAUGCAUUAAAUGGUGUAUUAUUUGUGUAAAUAUUAAGUGUACUGUUCAAAUUUUUGUUCAAAACCACUGGAUACAACUGGGCAGCCAAGACAUUUUUAAAUAUUUUGCCUAAGACAUUUCUUCAUUUGUCUGUGCCUGAUGAGUGGUCAUGAUUACUAUGGUUUUGUGCCUGAUGAGUGGUCAUAAUUACUAUGGUUUUGUGCCUGAUGAGGGGUCAUGAUUACUAUGGUUCUGUGCCUGAUGAUUCAUCAUGAUUACUAUGGUUUUGUGCCUGAUGAGUGGUCAUGAUUACUAUGGUUCUGUGCCUGAUGAUUCAUCAUGAUUACUAUGGUUUUGUGCCUGAUGAGUGGUCAUGAUUACUAUGGUUUUGUGCCUGAUGAGUGGUCAUGAUUACUAUGGUUUUGUGCCUGAUGAGUGGUCAUGAUUACUAUGGUUCUGUGCCGUGUGAUUCGUCAUGAUUGCCAUGGUUCUGUGCCUUAUGAUUCAUCAUGAUAACUUUGUUUCAAACAAUAAAUUCAAACAAGUUACUUUUGAACACUAAGCUGAAUCAAAUAUAUAUCUAAAACAUUAAACAUACAUAUUACAUAUAUAUUUACAAAAACUAUAGGAUAUAUUUGAUAUCUCUACAAGGAUAGGCAGACUAUUGUCUUUAUAUUUUUUAUACUUGAGGGUGAUAAAUAAAUUUGAAUCUAUGCCAUAUGAGUUUGUUAUGUUUUCCCCAUAGAAUAUGAUAAUAAAUAAGUAUUUGAAUUUUAAAAAAAAUGUUUUUUGACCGUUUGGAAAAAGUUUAUAAAUUCUGGACCUUUAAGUCUGUGUUUAACUUAUUCGUUUCUGCAUUUGUUUUUGUAGGCAGUACAAGCAGUCAAUAUAAGCCAUGAUGCUUGCCAUGCACAGAUGGAUGUGAAAUUCAGAUCUCUAAUUUGCUGUGGGCUUAAGUAAGUAGUUUUCAAAAAUAAUUUAUUAAGCAUUUAUCAAAUCAAUAAAGUUACAACAUAAAAACUUCAUUUAGGAUAAUUAUGCAAACGGAAAAUAGAAAAUCAUUGAGAUAAACUAAGCUAUGAAUUCAUACAAAUUAGAUAUUUUAAUAUUUUCCACAUUGACUUUUAUUUAUGUUGGGAUGUUUUUUGAGAUAAAAAUGUAAAGAGCAGCAAAAUAAAUUAGGUAGCUAUAAUGAACUUAUGCUGAUGGCACUUAUUCAGUAAAAUGUUGCUUACAACGGCUGGUUAACCUUUUGAAUCCAUGGCUCCUGGUCCUAAAAGACCCAUGCCCCAGGGCUUCUGGGGAAAAUUUAUACAAACAGACAUACAAGCAAACAAAAUUCCAUGCAAUAUAAAUUUGUAUGUCAGUAGCCGAUUACUGUCAUAAAAUGAUCAGAAUUGGUCAUCUGAUUUUCCUAAAAACCAGCGCCCACACUAGGUAUAGACCUUGUUGUUUCUUUAUUUCCCAAAGCACACAUUCUGGUUGAAGUACAUCGAUUGUCAUUAUCAUUGUCUAAUUAUUUUUAUUAUAAUCCCGUUUCUAAACAUAAUAAUCCUUUGAACCAUUUACAUUUAUCAUCAACCUGCUCUCGUUUCAGUCCUAAAUAGAAUAGCAUUUUUGCAUAUAUUUUUUUCUCUAUUAUACAUUGUAAAUUAUUACUAAAACAUUAGAAAAAGAAUGCAUCCAUGGGCCCUGCUAUUGACUUUUUAAAAGCCACAUUGUAAACUGUGUCCCCAGUUUUUACUACACAUUUCUUAUAUAGGGACCAUCGAUUUAAGGUAAGGGUUGGGAGACCAAAAUAUCUGUCGGGCGGGGCAUGGAUUUUAAACUCACUUAUCGAUAAGACGGGCUGAGAGGGUUAAAUUACAGUUUGUAUUUAUUAAUUAUAACUGAACGUUUGCUCAACUUUUCUUUGAGUUCACUUAUAUUAAGAAAUGAUGCUGUUCACUGAUUAAAACAAAAAUGUUUUCGCUCAUUAGCCCACUUUGAUAUUAACAUUUAUCUUAUUUAAAAUUAAUGAAUUAUUGAGAAAGUGCAUUUUGGCAAAGAUAUAUUUAUCUUAGGUUCAUGUUGCGUUAUAUUCUCAAAGAUUUGGCACCAGAGCUACGGGAGACUAGUCCAAAGUUAACAAUUCAUUGAUAUAAACAUAGCUAUACAAAUAUGUUAAAUGUGGCAAUAAAUGCUUACACUCUUUCUUGUACCCAGCGAGCAGGUUCUGCACCUGUGGCUAGAGACUCUAUGUUCAUGCAUGGAUGUCAUUGAGAAGUGGUACCAUCCUUGGUCUUUCAUGAGAAGCCCUGGCUGGGUUCAGAUCAAGUGUGAGUUGAGGUAAGCAUUUUAAUUGAUUGCAUUCUGGUUUCAUUAUCUCCCUUGCACUACUUUUUAACAAUGCUUUGGAAUGCCCCUUGAAUUGGACUAAUAAACCUAUCAGUUAAUUCAUUGGACUUUAAUGAAUUAAUGUACAAUUUUAUGCUUAAUUAACAUGUGGCUUCAGUAUCUAUAGUUCUAACAUUUAACUGCUCAGAGAAGGUAACUUUUGACUUUCACACCGGUUUUGUUUGGUCUUUGAAUAAACUACAAUUGUCUAAAAUUAAAAAGAGAAAGAUCACUAAGAAAAGUUAAGGAAAGAACUAAAUUUAAUGAUUGCUGUUGUUUUAAAAAAGUCCAUUUCUAAGAUUCUUAAAUAGUUUGGUACAAGCCACUUAUCAUUGUGCAUUAAUUUUUUAAACUGUUGUAUGGUAUUUAAUGAUAUUGUGGAUACAUCUAUAACCAUUGUAACUUUGUUAGCCGUAGAUUAAAUAUUGUCUUCUUGGCUGAUUAUUGAAAGGGGAAUCUGGUAACACCCUACAAUCAGACAGUAAAACUUCACAAAAAUGGGCAAAGUCUUCUAAAUUUAGAUGAUUGAAUAAAGCAAAUGCUCACUUUCACUACAUUUUAACGCCAAGUAAAUAAAGAAUCUGUAUUUUUUUUAAAAUAUUUACAAGUACACAUUUAAAAUAAUUAACUAAAAGUUCAGCUCCUGACAUCCAGAUAGAAAUCUGCUCAUCUAACGAAUAGCAACUUUUUUAAAAUGAUCUGGAAUCAACAAGUUUUACGAAUGUUAGUUCUGAUCAUGGCUCAAAGCUGAACAUUUAUUUUAUACAAGUAAAUAUUUGUCAACAAAUUACUUUGAACCUGACUUUAUGUAUGGUUUCAUUUCUCAUUUCUUACAAGCACAUUUGGCUACACGUGGAUAUCAUUGUGAAUGUUACAGCUAAGAAUUCCUCUAUCCUAAUGUUAUGCUCUCGUGCCUUGAAUAAACACUUAAUCUUUCCUAUGGGCUUUUCCUUAAGGCAUCAUGACAUGUAUUUGGGCCUUAUGUGAAGCUUGAGUAUUUGCUUUUCGCCCAUUAUGUCAGCUUAUUUAUUUAACUAAAUACCACAUUUUUUUUUUUUUUUUUAAUGUGUGGAUUUCUGAGUGAAAGUGGGAUCAAGUUCAGUAAAUAAUUCUCUUCUUAGGUUUCUUCUUUUUGUUCACAUCUAAUCUACAGUCACAAACAGUUAAGUUGAGAUCUGACAAUGUUUAAAUUUUUUUUUUUUUUUUUUUAAUGUGUGGAUUUCUGAGUGAAAGUGGGAUCAAGUUCAGUAAAUAAUUCUCUUCUUAGGUUUCUUCUUUUUGUUCACAUCUAAGCUACAGUCACAAACAGUUAAGUUGAGAUCUGACAAUGUUUAAAUACCACUUUACAGCUCUACCAAACAAUUGCUACGUCCUUGCUCUUGGCCUUCAUAUCCUUGCUCUUGGCCUUCACAUCCUUGCUCUUGGCCAUCACAUCCUUGCUCUUGGUCUUCACUUGUCCACCAGCUACAAAAUGAUUAUGUUAAAUGUUAUAAUUGCAAAUGAUAGUUUUGCAAGGAUCUCUCAAAUCUUUACCACCAUGCUCCAUUGUUGUCUUCUUGUCACUAAGGGAGUGAAGUUUUAUGGUGUAUUACUGCUGUUUUCUGCACUGGAGAGAAAAAAUGAUGAUGUCUUGUGUUUAAAUUGUUCUUGUUUCAAAAUAUUGUCUUGUUUAGAAUACUUAUUCAUUAUGUCUGAAGUUGAACAUGUACAUUGACAUAAAAACAAACAUUUCCAUUUAUCUAGAUCAGUAACAGAAUAUCUUAUAUGGUGCCCACAGUUCGUUUAAUCAUAUACACAUCUUUAAUCAUAUACACAUUGGCCACAUCAACAUUAUUAUGUAAUCUUAGGAUGACAACAGUUUGCAAGUGAAAUAUGAAAUAUGUACCCUUCUAUACCCCCCCCCUUUUUUUUCUCUCUCUCUCUCUCUCUGUCUGGUCCUUACUAAAUGUGUGCAAACUUCCAAGAUCGAACCACAAAACAGUGUCUGAUUAUUUUACUCACUACUAAGGCGCAUAAUGACAAAAACUUCUAGUGUUUAAAACCCCUUUUUGGUGGUACCUGAACGUAAGUCAAGUAAGUCAUUGUAUGCUAAUCAGGUACAACAUCCUGAUGUUGGGGGUAGAUAGUUUCACUGGCAGCUAUGCAACUGAUUUGAUAUCAAACUCAAUCUGCCUUCCUUGUCCUUUGGGAUGUAGAGUAAUGGAACAAGCGGUUUGACAUAAAAUAAAUUACCAAUUCUCAAUUUUGUUUUUUUUUUUGUUUUCCCACCUCUGAAAGAGUAGACGCAUUUCGCCAACCCCCUCCCAAAAUGUGAGUAACAUCAUUCAUUACUGAACUUUAGAUGUAACUUCCCAAGAACAUUUCAAGCAUUGGUCCAACUGCAGCCAUCUGCGCACUCACAGACAGAAUCAGAACAAGCACAAAUCCCACGAUUAAAAUGGUCUUGAUCGAUCUCGAGGGAGGGUCGAAACAAUAACCUAUCUUAUUGCUCUAUAUUUUGAUGGACUUUGAUAUUUAAGAACCCCCUGAACUCAUCAGCUACAUCAUCAAAACCUCGGGUGUAUUGAUCAAGGAUUAAUAACAAGUUUUUCUCUGGUUCCUGCCCUUCCUAUCUUACUGAAAUUCUUUCUGUCUAUUCACCCAUUCGAAAGCUUCAGCUUCAUUCCUCCGCAGACACGCGUAUUCUUUCUGUUCCCAGUACACGCACUAAAAUGUAUGGUGAACGAUCUUUCUUUCUGUGCCUCAAAACAAUGGAAUUCUGUCCCAUUACACAUCCGCAAUAUACCGACCUUUUCAGCCUUGAAAAUUGCCCUCAAGACCCAUCUCUUCAAACUGUCCUAUAGUGACUCACCCCCCCCCCUUCCCUUCUAACUGAUAAACAACGCUUGAUGCUCUGGAUGCUGUCCAUGGUUAGACAGGGGUAGAUUGUACUUGGGUGGGUGAGGUCAAGCUUUUUACCAAUUAUUGUUUUUAUAAUUCUCUGUAAUUGCUAAUUUUUAUGUGAAGCGCAGUGAGCCUAGCCCUAGGCUGGGGUACUGCGCUAUAUAAAAUCAUCUUAAUAAUAAAAAUAACAUUGUUACGCACUGCCUUCUAUUGUGAGAAACUAAUAUCUUAUUUUAUGUUCAUGGCUCGUUCUUAACAGGUGUGUAACAAACAUAUGAGGAAUAUAACAAACAAAAAAUACGACACUCAAAACAGUAGCUAAUUACAAUUAAUAAGAUUUAUUUAAGUAUCAAUAUAAUUACAAAAUAAAAUAAAUAUAAUUAAAAAUCAUCAACUUACACAGUAGGAUAUGUCUUGUACCGGUACACAGCUAAUACAAUGUGCCAAUUAAUAUGGUACAAUGAUGAAUGAGAAUAAACAUAUGAGUACACACAGAAUAAUACACGUGUGUCUUGUGAAGUAAAAAUAUUAUCUUCCUCUAUGAAUCUCUCUCUCUUAAUGUUCUCUGAAAUCCUUAUAUAUGCAGCGUAAGACGCAUUCCAGAAACGCCUUACCCAUUGUUUACCUGUCUAUCUCACUCCCGAACUUUCCACAAAAUUCUAUUAGAGCAUAUUAAUUAUUUUUAGUUGGUAGUGGUAGUAAACAAAGGCCAAGAUCAAAGGGAAUAGGCCACGCCCAAUACGAACGCAGCCUAAUUUAGGCUGAAAAAGAGUUCAUGGCAUGGGGAAAGUGACGUAAACACGUCUUCUACACAACAAACAUACUGGUUUUUGAAACCGACUUGUAGUUAAAACUAGGAUGCCACCCUCUGAUUUGAUUCACUUUGUAUUCAUUGAUUACAACGUGUGAAGUUGCCAUUUCUUUGAGGGCCAAAGCUGUAUAUAGACCACAAUUUAUCCUUGCUUCCAAUAAAUGUCUCUGGUUUUGAACAUCCAUUAAGAUUAAAUGCUAAUUUACCCCCCUCCCCCCGGCCUCAUACAACUACUCCCGGCCUCUUAUUAUGACAAUAAUGAUAUGAUAAUACGCCGUUAUGUAGCACCACUGGUUCAUACUAUUUCGUAGUGACACUUAACGCAUACGUGGUGGGUUUGUUGUUUUUUUUUUGUUUCCUUGUUGUUGUUUUUUCAAAUAUGGGCACCGCGUCUCAACACGUGCAGGUGCGCGCAGGCUGCCCGUAUAAUUUUGUGCGAGGGACUGCGGUAAGACAGUAACAUUCCGCAAGCCACCAGCCGUGCGGUGUUACAGCGUGCAGGUCGCGGGUGUUUCCUGUUCACCACGCAAACAGAGGAAUGUUGAAACUUUUAAUUAGCAGCUCCACCCCAAUUUCAAGGUGCAGAUAUUGGGGCAAAUCAAUCUGAAAUGUCUUAUCUACAUUCGGAAGGCGUUUUCGUGUCUCAACUCGAACCAUGUCCUCAGUCAAGACAGCGCUGAAAUAGCUAACAUCCCAAAACAACUAUGAUGAUACACGAGGGUCGCCUUAUAUAGGUGACAUGCAGUGGUUAGGUCAAAUAAGGAGAUCAGAAUUUAAACCCCCAAACAAUUAAAACUUAAUUUCAUGUAUGGCAUGAGCGACAAAUGUCACUGCCCGUUUGGCUGUUGUCCUACUGACCCGCAUUCAAAUGUGCUUAAGAGAUUGAAAAUAGGGCAAGUUUUAUAAAUGGCGUAAAAGCAAUUUUUUUUUCUCAUUUUGCCUAUUCUGGAGUCGUAUAUAUUUAAUUACCAUGUUACCGUACCUGUUCAGAUAAGCGCGCCAAAUAUUUUCAAGCAAUGCAUUUUUUUAAAUAAAAUUUAAACGUGGUUCGUUAUAGACAUGGUCUUCCUUCAUCAUUAGCAUGACAUUACUUACGCGACUCAAACGGCCCCAUAAUUGAGAACUAAAUGCCCCAUAACAUCGAUACUUAAAACUUAGUUCUUCUUGUCGUGCCAAAUCUAUCAGGCAUGUUGGUUAGUCUCGAUGCCUUUAUGGCCGUUUCUCCUGUUGAUAAAAUGCUGGUUCAAGUUUUCCAGGCGUCUAUGAAGUGCCAUUAUCUGUAGUUGAUACUGGAAUUGAGGCGUGACAUGAACAGUGGUCCAGGGGUGGGCAUGAACAGUGGUCCAGGGGUGGGCGUGAACAGGGGUCCAAGGGUGGGCAUGAACAGUGGUCCAGGGGUGAGCAUGAACAGGAGUCCAGGGGUGGGCAUGAACAGGGGUCCAGGGGUGGGCAUGAACAGUGGUCCAGGGGUGGGCAUGAACAGGGGUCCAGGGGUGGGCAUGAACAGGGGUCCAGGGGUGGGCAUGAACAGUGGUCCAGGGGUGGGCAUGAACAGUGGUCCAAGGGUGGGCAUGAACAGUGGUCCAGGGGUGGGCAUGAACAGUGGUCCAGGGGUGGGCAUGAACAGUGGUCCAGGGGUGGGCAUGAACAGUGGUCCAGGGGUGGGCAUGAACAGUGGUCGAAGGGUUGGCAUGAAGAGUGGUCCAUGGGUGGAAACAGGAGUGCAAGGGUGGGCAUGAACAGGGGUCCAAGGGUGGGCAUGAACAGGGGUCCAGGGGUGGGCAUGAACAGUGGCCCAGGGGUGGGCAUGAACAGUGGUCCAGGGGUUUGCAUGAACAGUGGUCCAGGGGUCGGCACUAACAGUUUUCAAUGGGUUGGCAUGAACAGUGGUCCAUGGGUGGGCUUAAAUAGUGGUCCAAGGGUGGGCAUGAACAGUGGUCCAGGGGUUGUCAUGAACAGUGGUCCAUGGAUGGGCAUGAAUAGUGGUCCAUGGGUGGGCUUAAAUAGUGGUCCAAGGGUGGGCAUGAACAGUUUUCAAUGGGUUGGUAUGAACAGUGGUCCAUGGGUGGGCUUAAAUAGUGGUCCAAGGGUGGGCAUGAACAGUUGUCAAUUGGUUAGCAUGAACAGUGGUCCAUUGGCAGCCAUGAAUAGUGGUCCAAGUGUGGGCAUGAACAGUGGUCCAAGGGUGGACAUGAACAGUGGUCCAAGGGUGGGCAUGAACAGUGGUCCAAGGGUGGGCAUGAACAGUGGUCCAAGGGUGGGCAUGAACAGUGGUCCAAGGGUGGGCAUGAACAGUGGUCCAAGGGUGGGCAUGAACAGUGGUCCAGGGGUGAGAGGCAAUUAAACAAUAUUUCUUCCUAUUGUUAACAUUGAGUGAAGAUACAAUUGGGAAAGACGUUUUUUUUUAAAUUUCAAGUCUUGUCCACAUAUCAGGUUUAGACAUUGUGGCCAUGGUUACACAACGCCUACAAUGCCACUCUAUGUUAUAACUUACAGUGCGUGUACUUAUUUAUGUUUUAACACAUAUAAAACAAUGAAACUCGCCUAUACAAAUUACCUCUUUUGGAAGUAAGUACGACUCUGUGCGACAUUUAUCAUUUUCUUACAGUAUCCUGCUUAUCACUGAAUUAUGGUUUGUAUCUUGAUCCGAUUGUUGUUUUGGUUUUUAUUGCUGAAACCAAAGAUAAUUUCUGGAUCCGGAAAUAUACUAUCACAGAACUCAACAUUAGUCCGCCUGGUUGGCUCAGCUCCCUAAAAAGGCUCUUUACGCGUUGCGCAUUUUUAUAGUUGCACUUUACUCACCCACUCAGUCACGACACAGGGAUAGUAUUUAACCCCACUGAUGAGAGAUAAUCUUUCUCAACAGCAAACUUUUUGAGUUUUUUUUUUUGUUUGUUAAUGUAGUUAAAACUGGCAAUCGCGCUGUUAUUUAUGCAAUUAUUAUACAAAAAGCCGUGCUCAACUCUUCUUUCUUUUCAUCUGAUGAUCUCUUCUCUUCAGUUUAUUUGGCUUGGAAUGAGCUGGUUUCGUUCAUGGGACAUGCUUAGAACAUGGCCAAGGAAAACAUGGCAGGUGAUUGACCUCUACUCUUUAAGGGACUCACUUGACAUUUCUCAGAUACAUACAGAUGCGCCUACUAUUUUUGUGACGGCCUUCAGAUUUGUGAGCUGGUGAUAGAAGCAAUAUUCUUGCUUGGUUUUAUUGGAUUCUCUAUUCGAAAGCCUUAGAAUUUUUAAAAUGAAAAGAAAAUUGUUUUACUUAUUUAAGUAACACAUUCAUGGCUGUGAUCCGUAAUAAAAUAGUUUAAUAAAAUCACGAAAACCUUGAUUUAAUUUGCCUUUUUUUUUCCCCUUAAACUGCAGGAAUAUUUUUUUUUUAUUUUAUUUUAAAUCAAAAAGUUCAAGAACUCCAGCAACAAAAAGCAGUCUUAGCAUCAAAAUUAAAACAAAGAAAAACAAUCACACUGCAUUUUUUUUUUAAAAUCACCACCUUUAAAAAAAAGGAACUAAAAAAUGAUUUGUUGAAAGUAGUUGCUUUUGCCACUAAACAUCCUUCGGUAGCCAAUUAUCCCCGUGACCUUUUCGGUUUUCAUUACGCCAUUAACCCUAAGUGUCCCUGGCAUCUCUACAUGAUGUAUCGCUCGCUUAUUGCAAACGCAUUACCAAGCCGAUGCUCCAUCCUCCAAGUAUCGCCAAAUUUCUGCCAUGUAGCGCCUGGGCGCAGACGACAAACUCGGUCCGUCGGCGUUGCUGUAUCUUAUGCUUAUUUACCUUUCAGAUUUUUAGUUACCUGGAUGUGCUUGAAUCGCUCACCUGUCUUUCACGCCCGUUGUUAGACAUUCUUUUCUUUUUUUUUUUUUUUUUUUUUUUGAAGAGGCGCCCUCUUCAUUUUUUUUUCCUCUUCUUUUUCCUUCUUUAAGAAUUCUCUUGGUAUUUCCAGUCACUCUAGCUGUUCAAGUCGUGAACUGUAAGAUGAUAGAGCACUAUAUUGUAAGGACUGACAACUCGAAGAGUGGCCCUGUCUUGUGGGCCUCAACAAGAUGAGACACGAACAAUACAACACGUCUUUAUUGGUAUUCAACCAGAUAAUAUAUUUCUACCCAUGAAAGAUCGGUUGAGAUGGCAGUGUAUAUCUGUUUCUUGAGUGAUAUCACGAAGGAAGGUUUAUGAGGGUUAAACUCUCUGAGGGCGGAAAAUACUUGAUGUAUUGCCGGAAAAUUCGAACAGUCCAAUCCAUGCUCUAGGAACGAUUGACGAUGUUUAAAUGUUUAGUGGUUAUGUUUCAAGCUGAAACGGGCUGAAUGAUUUACAGCCGUCCAAUCCAAUAUUUAGUAUCCUUAUUGUUGUUUAUCCACUGUACCGAAAAAUUCUUUCUACCUCCACUCCAGAGACGGACCGCUCUGAUUACCGGCUCAUAGCUAAUACUAGUUAUCUUUAAACUUCUAUGUUCAUCAAUGGCCAUGUACUAGCAGUAUGCAAGUAGCCAUAGUCGGGCUGAUGAGGAAUGUUUGGAAUUUCCUUGUAACUCAAAGCCCGAGAAGGCUUAGCGUGUGAUUUGAAAAAAAAAUCUUGUAUUGUUAUUAUACUGUUGUAUUUAAACCCAACAUGAUUUUUUUGAAAAUGUCGUUUAUUAGAAAUGCGCUUUAAAAUUAUGAAACAUCUUCAUUUAGAAAUGUCUCCUUCUGAGAAGCCUCGUUGUGAAUAUCGUAGGUUGCGACCUCUUUUUGAGUUCCACUUACACAAAAUAUAUUGAUAGAAAAGAAUUGUUAGAGCCCAGGAUAGCCAAAUAUGUAUACACUAGCCAAUAUACCCGGCGUGUCCCGCGAUUGUAUUCGGAAAAACAACUUUUACAGGCCGUUACCUAGCAUCGAAUUAAGUGGCCUGUUAAAACAAAACACAUCGCUAAGAAAAUGUUAAAAAUAUUUUUUUUUAAAUUCUCCUCUUUAAAAAAAACAACUCAUUUAUAAAAUACGAUUCGAAAUCUAGAUCCCGUUGGAAUCCCGUUCACGGUGUGACCCUGCCCCCAUCGGCAUCCCGAUUGGAAAAACGAAAUGAGUCCCCUGGUCCCAAAGGCGUGGAUACUUUGAGGUAUUUGAAUUUGUAUCAUCAAGUGUAUGUGUACUACGUUUUGGUCUCGAGCCAUCCAUUGAUGCAGGAGUGUUUGUUGAUAAUUUUAUUGAUACAGCUCAUGUAAGAAAAAAAACUAAAUUUAAGGCCCCUGGCCCCAGGGGAAUAUUUUUUAAGGUUAUUCUCCCCCCCCCCAAUUAGUCUUUCUUUCUGGAUAACGAUGGAUAUGUGUGCCGAAUUUUGGUCAAGGUCCAUCAAUCCAUGUAAAAACGUAUGGGGAACAAACAAACCCUCAAAGAAAUUUUUACUUUUAUAGAUGUGUAUGAUAUAGAUGUGUUCCCUGCAAUGCUAUACAAAGUCGCAGACAGAAACAUGGAAUAAUCAUUUAGUUCAAUCAUUAUUUACACAUGGCCGCUACCUUUGUUUGAGUGGGUCAAAUAGACUGAUUUUUUUUACAAAUCGGACACUUUCUUAAGCUGCCUUUUAGACAAAUUGUAGAACUCGAGAAGAAACCACACCAACAAAAAGCAACAAAAAAAAACAAACAAAAACGCGUGCUUCAUACGAUGACAACCAAAACGACCUAUUACUAACUGUCUUAGCAGAUCUAUAAAUAUGGCGCUGAUCCCACGUGCCAUGUCGAACGUAACAGUAAACAGGUGGUCUGACACUUUUGUCUGGCUAAUUAUCAUUUAAGCUCACUCUUGUAACGGCUCCACCUAACCCCGUCUUCCAGCAGCACCACCGCCACUUCCCCCCCUCCUCCUCCCCUCCUCCCCCCCCCAACCUCUUAACCAUUUGCACGCGUAGGUAUCUGCUAAAGGGAUACGUUUAUGACAUCUGUUGAAUUUUCGCUUAACGUCCUUGACAUUUCAGUUUCCGCCGUUUCGGCGCAAGGGUGCUGAUGGAUUAAUACAAGCCACGAGGUCGGGACGAGUGUCAAAAUAAGUGAGAUGAAAUUCGAUGAACGCGUGGUAAAUCGGGUUAGGCUCAGUUUCUUCUUAUCCGAAGGUCAUUGUCUGCUUGUGUCAUUGAUGCCAGAAUCUAUCAUCUAUUUUUGUAUUGACAAUCCAUUCACCGCGCCGAAUCUGAAAGGUUUACCUUGUUUAAUACCGCUGAGAAUAAAAGUUCUUCCUUAAGGUCACGCAUUCCCAAAGUCAUAUUUUGAUAUUCGAGUUGCCUUUCUUUCCACUCAUUUAACCUAUAGAUAGACCAUGGAGUCUUAGACUUUCUCGUUCUUAAUCCAACAGUCUUCUCCCCCCCCCUCCCCCAAAACCAAACUUGCUGCAUCAUUUGCAAGAAAAUGUACUUCUUGUGUGACGUUAAGACGAUAAAUCAGAGUUUCUGACCUCCUGAAAUGUAUGCAUACACUCCGGAUUCUAAGCUAGAAAACGUAUAUUUACAAACAGAGAUUAGAACCUACAUAUUUACAAACAGAGAUUAGAACCUACAUAUUUACAAACAGAGACUAAAACCUGCAAAUUUACAAACAGAGAUUAGAACCUACAUAUUUACAAACAGAUUAUAACCUACACAUUUACAAACAGAGAUUAAAACCUACAUAUUUACAAACAGAGCUUAGAACCUACACAUUUACAAACAGAUUAUAACCUACACAUUUACAAACAGAGAUUAGAACCUACACAUUUACAAACAGAGAUUAGAACCGACAUAUUUACAAACAGAUUAUAACCUACAUAUUUACAAACAGAGAUUAGAACCUACAUAUUUACAAACAGAUUAUAACCUACAUAUUUACAAACAGAGACUAGAACCUACAUAUUUACAAACCGAGACUAGAACCUACAUAUUUACAAACAGACAUUAGAACCUACAUAUUUACAAACAGAUAUUAGAACCUGCUCAUUUACAAACGGAGCUUAGAACCUACACAUUUACAAACCGAGCUUAGAACCUACACAUUUACAAACCGAGCUUAGAACCUACAUAUUUACAAACAGAUAUUAGAACCUGCUCAUUUACAAACGGAGCUUAGAACCUACACAUUUACAAACCGAGCUUAGAACCUACCAAUUGACUUAUACAUGGUCGUGUUUUACUUAGUGGUUCUUUUUUUGUGUCCUUUUAUUUUGUAUAUGUCAGUUCUAUUUCCCUUUUUUUAAUGUAGUAUGAACGCAAUAUGUAACUCUUCCAAGCACGUGCUAAAACGUUCAAUGUGUGAGAUAAGACUUUGUUUUUUUACAUGUUUACUUCACAGCAGCAUUAGAAACGAACAGGUCACUAUUGUCUGAGUGAGAUUGACAAUUAAGAUUGCCACAGGCAUGUUUUGCUUUAGGGCCUCCAGCUUAUUCUCAUUCCUUUUUUUUUUUUUUUUUUAAGAGUCAAAGUUUAAUUUUUUGAAGCUCGGGACAUAGUUAACUAUUCACCCCCANAAAAAAAAAAAAAAAAAAAAAGAAAAAAAAUUGUCCCGUCCCCCCCCUUUCAUCCGCUGACACGCGUACUUUUUAUUUUUAGACACUCCUCCCCCUAUGCCUACCUACAAUGAGCUUUUGGAGCCACCCCACCCCAAAAAAUCAAUUUUUUUAUACCCAAUGACGUCACGGUCAUGGGUUUUCUCCGCAGCUAGGCGAGUCCAGUGGCUCGCAAAAUAUGCGCCGUCACCCUGGGGUGCAGCGUUGUCCAGUGGCGCGCAAAAUAUGCGCCGUCACCCUGGGGUGCAGCGUUGUCCAGUGGCUCGCAAAAUUUGCACCUUCACCCUGGGGUGCAGCGUUGUCCAGUGGCUCGCAAAAUAUGUGCCGUCACCCUGGGGUGCAGCGUUGUCCAGUGGCUCGCAAAAUUUGCACCGUCACCCUGGGGUGCAGCGUUGUCCAGUGGCUCGCAAAAUAUGUGCCGUCACCCUGGGGUGCAGCGUUGCCCUUGGGCAGAGCCAUGCGAAACUGCCAUCGUUGUUGCUGUUGUAGCUAUAAUGGGUCUUUAACACAAAAAAAAGUACACCCCAUCCCUUCAUGUGUACGUUGGCGGCAUUAUGUUGUACAAAUGUGCAGCGCUUCGUCCACGAAUCUUUCUACAGAAAGGUCAAUAAAUCUCUAAGAAGACAAAACUAGCUAUACAUUUUUUUGGUUGUCCAAUUUAAGGAAUGUUAUAUUUUUUCUUGUUUGGUCUUGUAGCAAUUCUCUCUUUGUUGACGUGCCGUUUCAGUUCAUUAUCUUCCAAAGCCUCUCUUUCUGCGCUCCUGGUGUGUACAUUUUGGCCGAAGUGUCUUUUCAGUUCCCUUAUGGAUUCAGUCUUGAUCAAAAUAUCCCAUUUUAGUGUGUGUGUGUGUGUGUUUUUUUUGUUUGUUUUUUUUGUUGGGGGCUAAUUAUAUGUACAAUGUUGACCAAUAUCCCACUGUUUAGAUUCAUCAUGUGUACAGUGUUGGCCAAAUCUCUCUGUUAAGUUUCCAUUUUAGAUAAAACCUUGGCCAAAGUCUCCCCGUUAAGGUCCACUGUGUGUUCAGUCUUGGACCAUUUCACACUAACGUACCUUUUGUAUUCAGUCCCAGGUCCCGCUUUCAGCACUAAAUGCCUGGUUAAGUGGUGGGCCGCGUGCUUUCUAUCACAACGGAAACGUAUUUUUGCGCGCGCCGAACCCUCGUGGCACUUGAAACCUUCCAGAAGCAGCUUGUCUUUCCGUCUGUUCUUGGUCUGUCUACAAGAGGUAGCUGGAAACCGGAAGCUGGGGUGGGAGUAGUUUUAUUACAUUGAUUAAUUUUUUUGGACUAAUUAGGAGGCUCGUGGUGUCCAAGGGCGUUAGUUUAAUUCUUGAUUUAAAAAAGUUGCAGUUUUUGUUUUAGACUUAGAAAAAGACGUAGACGUAGACUUUUUUAGAAAGAUUAGUCAGCAUGUUUUUGAUCGAUCCUUUUCUUGAGGAUUCUCGAAUCUAUAAAGUGAAUGGUCUUACAAACGUAGAUAUUUGACAUUUGUUUGGUCUUCACUAAACGAGUAACCGAUGUUCGCCGAUACAUUCUUUUGUGAUGUUAGUUCCCCGCUGCUGUCUGGUUUGUAAUUAAAUGGUAAUGAUGGUAGUCAAAGCAAAUGAAUAGGGCACGUUGGUCGAGAUUAUACAAUUGUGCAAUUAUGUUAAGGGCGACCCAUUUCUGUGUUAUUCCAGAUGUUCUUCUAAGAAGUGCGUGUCAACAUUUGUAAAAUCAAUUACAGUUACUAUUUUAGUGUAAAAUUUAAAGAAAUUUAAACAUGACAACUAACAUUAACAAAGAAACCCAGGAAAUGUCAAACUUAAGUCCAUAAUCAUUAUGUUUUUCCCUCUUUAUUACCACAGGACUUACAAGGUAUCGCCGUGGUUAUUCCCCAUCCGUAUUUAUACAUUUUAAAAUAAAAUAUAAGUAUCUUCAUCCAUUUGUAUGUAAUGUGAUUGGGACGUCAUACAUGUUGUUUUUUUAAAAAGUGAAAUCUCUUAAAACCUACAUCUGAUAUUAAGGGGUACUUUUUGUUUUUGUAACUUUGACCCUUCCCCAGAAACAAGAUCUGACUUAUCUUGAGAUUGUUUAAAAAAAUGAGUAAAACUGUUUAAGUCUGUACUGCACGUGGUUUCCAAGGGGGUGUAGGUGGGGCGCAAGAUGGACAGUUGAAAAUGUCCUUAAGGUGAGCACACCCAACGCGCUCUUUCUUGUACACUUUCAAUCCGUCCUAAUUAUUAAAUUACCGCUAUUCCACAUUCUUCCCCUUUUAAAAAAACCACCUACCACUACUCGGCACCGUCAUCUAAAUUAGUUUACUGCGGCUUAUAUAUUUCAACUGUCCACAGCAAAACGAACUCAGACCUCCGAGCUCCUGUUUAUGUCUUGUUUACCCAAAAAUGUUAGUCAUUAAAAAAUAUUUAUCUCACGCUCGAUUUGCUUUUUUUUUUUUUUUAAGUAUGACAAAUAAACUUUGUGAUGUCAUUUUCAGUUUUUUUAAAGAAAAAGAAUUACAUUUUUUCAGAGUUUUCCAGUCUUAAUUAAUGAAUUCAUAAAUGUUAUCUUUUUUUUUUCCGACGUGACAGACUUAGUUAUGAAUUUCCGCCCGCAAAGGUAUCCAUGGAUAGAAGGAAGGGUAUAGAGAUAUAGGUCGCGUCAACGUACUUGCCGAAACUGGGUUUCUGCCUGCCGUGGUCGCUGAGUCUGCUGGCGAACGUGGAGAAGCAAGUGUUUCUAAGUGUCAAGGCUUUACCACUUUUUAAUGGCAGUGCCAGGUAAACCGUAGAAACGAUAAUCCAAACAUAUCGCAUUUGACAGCUUGCCUAAUUAGGCGUGGAAAGUUCUUCAUCUCACACUUGACACCAAAAGAAAUAGUUCGUAAGCAAUAGGCCCCGCCAACCCACCCCGUCACAUUUUUUCCGUUUUAUUCUUAAGUUGAAACUUUGUGCUCAAUACUUCUGGAUGUUAUUGCAAACCAUCUGGUAUGAUAGAUCAUUAGUUCUCAACUUUUCUCUGGCCAUUGACCAAAAUAUUACCAAUGGUCAUAGAGGAUUGGUUCUCAAACUUUCUGGCCAUUGGCCCAGACAUAACCAAUGACCAUAAAACAUUCGUCCCCAACAUAUCUCUGGCCUUUGAUCCAAUCCUAACCAUUUAUCGUACAAGAUAAUUUUGUUUUCAGGCUUUGUCAGGCCAUUAGUUAUCCCAAACUAUAAAAAUUUUAUCUAAGAGAUUUGUUUGGGGAGCCGACAAGCAGAGCAGUUAAAUACUGUGAAAAAUAUUCUAUUAGUGCAAUACAGAAAUAUUACACUAGGAUUCUCAACAUUGGAAUAUACUUUCUAGAAACUGACCUAUUUGCGAAACCACAUGCGUUUUUCUUAUUUUUUGUUUACUUCUUUGUCCUAAAGCCUUGCCAGCUGAAUGCUAACAUCAAUCUUUGUCAACGAUUGACUCGCAAAUUUGUGUUUGGGGUUUAAAUUAAUUGGCCGUGGUCCGAUCACGCUGAUCUUUUCUUCAUACAGCAAUUUCAACUUUUUUUUAAAUCCCAUUUCAAGAUUAUUUUGGUGUCAUUUUUGCAGUAGUCUUUUGCUUGAUCCACCAGAAAAGAGAGAUUGUAUGAAUUGACCAAAAAGUCAAUUAUGUUUAUUUAAACCGGUACUUAAUCUUAUCCAUUGCAAAACUCUUUUAGCAUGCGACUCAGUGGCAUUGUAGUUAUCUACUUAACCAUGCAUCUUAAUGGAGCAUAACUAAUAUACCAAUUCAAAUCAGUCAAUUCAAUCCCACCAGUUGCAGUCUUCUAAACCAUACAUUUUUUCGGCGACGUCAUUUUCAAAUGUAAAACUUUAUUUGGUACCGUGAAGAAUAAACCUUCCAAAAGUUUUGUUUAAACAAGAUUUUGUAUAGUUUUAACGGUUGGCUGUUUGUAUUACCACAUUGUUUGUAUGUUUGGAACUUGAGGAUGUUUAAAAAUAAAAUAAUUGAAGAAAUCGUACCCAACAUCUGCUUUCGAAGGCGCUUAUUUCGUUAGUGGCCGACCAUUAAUUACGUCAGCAAAUAAGAGGUUUUUUUUUUUUUGGGGGGGGGGUGUGAAAAGAGGGAAGGGGAAGUGAAAGAAAAUUGACGUCAACAGUUCUAUUCUUCUUUUAUAAAUUAUAAUUUUAACAAAAAAUUAAAACCAUAAAUUGACCUACAUAGUUUGUUGCAAAAUACGUGUCUUCUAAUGGCUAUAAAACUAUUAUAAUUUCAAUUCUGGCCCAGAUCAUCAGCAAUGUGUUGUUUGGCGGGACUAAGAACUAUCCAUCUGCUCCCCAACAACAACAACUGUGGAUUGACCACCAGACACAGAGAGAGAGAGGGGGUAGUGACCAUGACAGCACACAUAUACAAUUUGGUGAUAUUUGUCUUGGUGUCUGCCAGGUUCUAUAAUAAUAGAAACAUGUGGGUUCUCAACGUCAAGAUGAACACACACACACAAUAGCGUUAUAACAAUAAUAUUUAGAUAGUAUCGAUGCUGCCAUGGACUCUAGAAAUUGACUUUACAUGUUGCUAAUUUAAACAAAUAGGUUUUUAAAAUGCAAUACAUUUCUUUCUCUCUGCCGAUUUCUAUGGUUUUAAGAAUUCAAAAAGAUCCGUAAUUAGUGAUUUUUAUUUUCCUGCAUUUUUUGCCUGCUCAGAGCUGACAUUUUUGGGGAUUUCUGACAUAAUUAGGUGGGUCCUAUAAAGUUCUACUAUUUGCAUAACUAGGGAUUGACAUAAUUAAUUUUACUCGUUAGUUACAAAAUAAAAUCUCAAACAUAAUAUACUGAUGACGCUUUUUUCAAACAUCUUUUGGUGUGUUUUUUUAUUGUUGAUUUUAAUAAUUGUUAUCAAUAUUCAGCGUGAGAAGCCCUGAUAAGUGUCUUAUCAUAUGAUUAUCAUUGGUGUGAGGAUAGAGUUGAUAAGGAGUGGCACUCAUGGAGGGCUGGAAUGUUUACUUUGAUCAAAUGCAUUCAGAGGCGGUGGUCUUUUUGGCAAUGGUGUGUCGAGUUGGGCUGGUUGGGUGGGGAAAGGGGGGGGGGGUAUGGGAGCUUCUUUCUUUCGUUGCAGUCCAUAAUGGGUUCAUGGUGAAAUUUAGGUUAAUAGAUGGGGAAAUUAGUUUUUUUUUUGUUUUCAAGGAGUGGGGGAAAAGGGUGGGGGUUGAAAUUAUAACGGUAUGAUCGGAUCGUGUGGUAUGUUCCUGGCAAGCAACACAAGGUGCACACUGGCUUAACUAAUGUUGGUGAUUACCAUCAGGUGAUUCAUCAUCAAUCGUUUCCUUUACAUUUUCACAACUUUUCUUUGGGCAGGGGGUGAUACCUUAUUUGAACGCUAAAGUGAAGAGCGUGCCACAUAUAUUGGUUUCAUUUUUAAACUUUCAACAGGACGGUACUUUAUUUUGAUCAAAGAAACUGGAGCUGAAGGUUGAAACGGAUAUUCUGAAACAUAUUUCCCAGAGUUGAAAUCUAAAUAACUUUUUUCCCCGAAUCUAUAAAAAGUAGAUAUUCUAAAGAAUAUUUAGUUAAAAUAAGAAAGCGUUCCUCCACUCGCCGGGGUUAUUGGACCUACAGUGAAUACCUACCAGUAAGCCCUGUUGGUAUACGCUUGCCUUGAUUUUAAAAAAAAGAUGUUCCUACCCUAAGACACAACACUAAUGUAUAGCUUUCAAUACUAGCCAAGAUUGAUUUUCAGACACAUCCGAUCGUGGGAUGAAAUUGCAAACAUAGAAAAUAAAAGAUACAAAAUAAUAUAAGAGGCCAACCUCCCUCUAGAAAGUUGCAAACUUAUUGAUUUAAAAUGAAACUCCCCGGUUUUGUUUAGUUGUUGUCUAUUUUUCUAUUUACACGUGUUUUCCACAACUUUUUUUUUUUCUCUUUCGUAAGCGUCCCCUGUAACUAACGUGGCCCCGUACAUAUCAGCUUUGUAAACCUCCGCAAAGGAUUUAAAUAGUUUUAUGGGAAAACAUCUUAAUUUAAAGCUAAAAAAUGUAUGCGUGUAGUGUUGUUUUGGCCAGUCGCUAUAAAGAACUGUUUCGUGCCAUAGCGAACAAAAUAAAAAAAAAACUCCAGUCAAAUACUAGGCCUCCAAUGUUUAGGCCAAGAGCAGGAAAAAUAAAAAAAGGUUGAUUACAAGGUGGUGGGAGGCAAAAGACGACUCACAUUUCUUCUACUAAACAGUCGUGUUAAAUCAAUAAAUUAUUGGAUUUCUCUCAAUUUGAAAGAGCUGCCGAUCGUUCCACGAUUUCGCCCCCAAUCACAAACAAAUGCAUUGCUGGCAUUCCGCGCGGCUCUCUGUCUGGAAUGCUCGUAGUCCCCGUACCCACUGCCACUUGUUUUCAUAGGUUAUUUAUCUCAUCUUUGAACUUGAUGAUUCAUUGAAAAGGGAUAAAAAAAGAAGAAGAAAGAAAAAACCUAAGUAGGUUUGAGAGGUGGGGGGGGAGUGGGCGGGUAAAGCUUUAGUGACGCUACUUCAAACGUCACGUAUUUUGAUUGAGUUAAUUCAUCGCUUUUAUCGAUCUGAGAAAUAGUUCUGAUUCCCUUCUCUUACGGCGCAUACUUAGCUGCAUGUUACCGUCUUCUUAGCAUUUCAUGGGAUAGUUAAACGGCAGGUGAGAGUUAUGCUUUUGACAUCCAUGCCAGAUAAAGUGAUGACUUUCAUACGUGCCUUCCCCCCCCCCCCCCCUCCCCCGUCAUUUACCGCCGAAACAUUUUUUUUUGUUUUUUUUUUGGAAAGACCAAAUAUUAAAUUCUUUGUUUUUAAAGUCCUUAUUUUUAUAGUGGUGGGAUUAUUUUGGCAAUAUUAAUUUAGCUUUUAAACUCUGGUGGACAAUCUGGUAUAGUUUGGGUUGUUGUUGUUCACUCUUUUAUGAGGCUGUCAGUAGGAAGGGUCUCACCUUCCUUAGAGCAAAGCAAACGUUUUUGUCCUUUACAUAGGCUUAAUACAUUUUGUUAAUUAACAAACAAAUUCAGCUUAUAAAUUUUCAUUUCACUUUACAUGAACCAAACAAAAAAAGACUAUAUACUCUCUUUGUAUUUGAGGAAUCAAUUUAAUUGAAAGAAGAGUAAAUUUAAAAAUCUACGAAAUUGUGCUUUACGUAUAUAGAAUUAUAAGCCAGUUAUUUUAGGCACUAAAUUUUUUUUAAUAGUAUCAUCCGCAAGAGAAGAUUGUUUUUUUUUUAUUUCUUUUUGCAGAAUUUUAGCAGCCUGUUCAUUUCAGCUUUCUCUCACAAGAGAACUGCCUGUCCAACCAGAUCCAAGAGAUGCCAUAAUUCAGGGUGCUAAAGAUAUUCUUGUGACUUACCACCUUUUCAGUUGGGAACUAUAGCAGCAAUCUUGGGAAUUUAUUGUGUAGAAAAGGAGAAACAUCGGUUCCAGGCCAACUAUAGCGUGAGAGUCCCAUUGUCACUCUUCACAAAAUGGUCCUAUAUUGUUGGACAUACUGGCAGUUAAGGAUUUUAGGAAUCUAUUUACAUAUGUUCCGAGUUAAAGUUUAACAUAUCAUAUGUGGUUUCAUGGUGCUAAAAAGUAUUUGUUUGAAUUUAUUUCUUCAUGCUGAAAACUGGAACUGUGUUAUGCAGACCUGAGUGGACUUUGACAUUCCAACAUACCUGAAACAUUGGCCUUUGUGGAUUGAUAAUUUGAAUAAUAUUUAUUACCAAGAUUUGAUAACUUAAUGUCAUUUUUUAUCUUUUUAGCGGUAUGGAUAAAAUUGUCUUCCCUUAAUAGGACAUAAUCUAUUUGAAUUAUAUUUUACCUUACUCAACUUUCUCUGAAAUCAUGGUGCAUAAGCCUAUUUUUACAUUUGACUAUAUACUUUUAGAAGAAUCUUGAUGUUGCAAAUUUCUAUUUAUAAGUCUACCUCCACAAAGUUGUAUCUUCUUAAAUUUGAUUUGUGUCAUUUAUGUAUAGAUUUUACUUAUGCAUUUUUUUAUCACUAUUUUUUUUUCUCCAUUAUUUGCAAAUAUAUAAUUAUCAAUUGAGUACUUUCAUAAAAGUAAAUUUAGACAUUAUAAUAGAAAUGCAUUAAUCUGCUUCCUUUAGAAAGGAGCUUUACAUGCCAAAAACCUCAUAUAAUUUUUUUAAUUUUAAAACUUUGGUUCAUGAUCACCUACCGUCUUCUUCUACUGAGUUCAAUGACUAACAUUACCAUGGAAACAUUUUUAGCUGAUCCAGUCCCAACAAAUUGUAAAUGCAUUAAUAGCACUCUUUGAACUCCUCAAUUACAGAAUUCUAGCCGAGUUUGCCUUCAAUCUCUCAAUGAAUUGGGAACUCCCGAAGAAGAAGUUCCGCCGCCGCAAUGAUUUGCGAGAAGGUGUCUGUGAUAUGUUAAUCCAGCACCACCUAUUUAGCUGGGAUCUCUAACGUGAAGUAAUCUUAAUUUUGCUCCCACCUUUGUAACUGUCAGUUUAUCGGAAGGGCACUUUCAAAUAUUUUACCACAUGGUGAUUGGACUGAGAAUCACUCUUAGGAAAUAAUGGUUUGGCUUUAAAAAGUAUUAUUGAGAAAUGAAGUAGUAUUAUCAUAUAGUGUACUUAUUCUAAGCACACUGGUAUAUUAGGAAUAACAGUUCUUUGCCACAGGGCUGAAAUUCAAUAGAUAUUGAUAAAAGAACAUUUUGGUAAUUAUUUAUCAUGGAUUUAAUAUUAAAACAUAUCUUGUUGUUAUUUUUUUUCAUAUUGGAGAUUUCAAAUUAUUUUUAAUUAUAAUGAAAUAAAUUGAAUUUCUUUUUAGUCUGCUGCAGUGUUUUCCGUACAUCAAAAAUAAAUACAACAUAAUGUUUCUUUGGUAGCAUCAACUUAAAGAAAAAACUAAAUUAUCAAGAUUAUGCAAUGAUGAAUUUUUAUUGUAUAAUAAAUUAUAAAAUAAUAGUUCCGCAACCCAUACGCUGAGUACAGUACUUAUUUCUUUGGUUAAAUUAAAGCUCUGAUUGACACUAUUUGCUCUGAUCAUGCAUGAUCUUGGUCUUUAUUCUGUUUGAAAUAUUCAUAUACCAACUGUCAAAUAUUUCAAAUUGCCCUUCUGACUGUGGAUUAUUAAGGGAUUAGAUAUCUGAGGGCACAGUGCCCCUACACCAGGGGUUAAACUUGGUGAUGGAUCUGGAUGAAUCCGCCCUUUACUGUCCAACAUGUUGUAGCUCUAAACUUGGUGAUGGCUUUUGGGAACUGUUUUUCAGGUUGAUUUUUUUUGUGUGAAUCCAUUGUCUGGAUCAUUGACUUGAUUAAUCCUGGGUGCUGCUUGUGCUGGUGGUAUAUUGAAAUCAUCUCAUAACAAGUAUUAAGUGUUGGGUUUUGUUUUUGGUUGUAGUUCAAACUGAAAAUUAAUGUUUCACGCACUGGACUUUGUGAAAUGUAUAGUUUUAUUAUGCUACCAGUUACAACACACACUAAUACCACACUCGAAAACUGUUUAGAGCUAUUCCUUUUCAUUUAAUUUAGUUGUCUGAAUUUUUACAGAUCUCCUCUAAUUAAAAAGGUCUUGUAUAAAUGUGGCAGUUUCUUUGAAUUUUAUAUUUUUAAAACUUUCAUUUAAUGAAGCCAUUUGUUAUAUAAUUCAAAUGUCAAGUGAGAAAUUAUUUAUGACUUGCUUAAUUUUUUUUAACUGUAGUAAAUUUUGAUUAGUUAAUUUUAUGUUUUAAAAAAUAUAUAUUUUUUUUGUCUGCAAAAUAAUUAUUUAAUAAUCCAUUGAUACUUAUAGCCACUUCCCACUAAAACGCCGUUUAUUUUUAAUUUUUAAUAGAGAUUUCAAAAUACACAUUUUGAUAUCUUGAUCGCUGGCUAGACCUGAGCAAUAUUUAUGGAAAAAAACUUCAUUUAAAAAGCAUUACAACUAGUUACAUUUAACUUCACUUUAAUUUCAAUCAUGCCAUGUUAGAAAACCCUGCGAUAAUCCGAGGUGUUUAAAAAAGUUAUUCCAACUCCAUGUUAUCUGUUGUGUUAUUGGUGUCAAGUAAAUCUUGCAGCAACAACUCGGCGUUGAGGUAAAGCCUCUCAUUUUCAUUCUAUGUUAUCUUAGUGCAUGGUUUCAGCUUUCAAUGUAGUUAGUGUAAACAUCAUGUUUCAGAGUUGAACUCUUCUACACUACCUUGUAACAUUUGGGUUGUCUCACAGUAGUUUUUCUGUUAUCCUCAUGUAUUUAUAGAGAUCACCUUAUCCAAAAAGGAAGGGAUUCCUAUAAGUGUGGUGGCUUUUUGUGACAUGUUCACCGCUUUGUUGCACAAUUAUAAGCACUAAAACACUUUUUAAAUCAAGACAUCAGUUGUAUUAUAUUUUAUAUUGUUACAACUUAUCUGCAUGACUUCAUCACACCUUCACAAUGUAAAUAAUGAUCUAUGUGAAUAAUCAUUGGAUCUAAAUUAGUUGGAAAGAUACAGUUAACUUCAUACAUGUUUAAGUUUUCACAAGGUAUGGUACAAACCAAAAAUAAUAUUUUAGAUUUAUUUUAAAGAUGAGACAUUCAUAUGUUUCUGUUUCCUUUACAGAAAGUUAUCCUGUAUAUAUAGAAAAAUAGAGACCUCGUUUUAGAAGAAAAUGAAUUUGAAUUGUUUUGUGCAAAAAAUCCAGGGGAGGCUGCAUUAAAGUUUUAUUAAAGAAAAUAAAUAGCACAUGAUCUAGGAAAUCAAACAGAGCAUAACAUUACAUUUAAAAUGAAAAGAAAGAGAUAAAGAAAGACACACAAAAAUUAAAGCAUCCAAUUUUUGUGCCGAAGACGGCUUCAGUCUUAUUGGCUUAGUUUGUUCUUGUCCAUAGCAUAAAAAUUGAUGGGGGAAAAAAGAAAAAUGUUACAAUUUUUGCUGUUAAUUUUUACAAUUAAUUGAACAUAUGUAACUUUAAAAACAUACUUUAGUGUUUCACUCAUGUAUAACCCCCAUGUCUUGCCCAUCCUGGACAUUGCAGACUCCUUAGUCAGUUCUCCUUCAGCUUGUCCAGAGACUGGGAACUGCCAAGGCAAAUGGACUCCUUCAGACCUUUCAAGGAAGGUGUCAAGGACAUGCUGGUGAAACAUCAUCUCUUUAGCUGGGAUUUGUAAGUACAACUGGGCUGUAACAAGAAGAAAGAGGUGUUCAUUUUUUUAAAGAGAACGAAAUAAAAGGCGUGGGAAUCAGUGGUUUAAUUGUAGCUACCACUUGUGAAUCCAACACCCCUAUGUGGAAUAGCUUUUUUUCUUCGUAUUACAUGAUUUUUCAAUCAUUUUUUUUAACCAGUUGAAUAGAUCAUUUUGUUAUAAAACCAUAACCAUAAAAAACUAUUUUUUUCUCUCCAUUAUUUCUGUUUCGAACUAUGUACUUUUGUAAGUGUACCUAAUGGAUGCACAAAUUGUAAUUAACUUUUUGGAUUCAUCACUAUAUUAAUUUAUUUGCAUCAUUUUAUUUCUCAGUAAAUGAAAUGGUAUUUAAAACCUGCUUUUAUUACUUCUGAUUAACAACUCUAAGAAACUAUUUCAAGUGAUUUCUUUUGGCAAUCCCUGCGCUUAAAAAGAUAACAAAAAAGAAAAAAACAAAACACAUGUAUAAAUAAGAAUGUACACUAUUCUUGUAUCAAUGUUUUGGUUUUAUGGUUUCCUUAUGUCAACUGGCACAACUCAAACUGACACACACACACAAACACACCUUUUGCAGCUACUUGUAUACUAUUUAAUAAAUUUGUUUUUAUAAAACUGCUGGUUGCCCUGCACUGUCACUUCAAUUUACAAGAAAAUAUCAAAUCUCAAACUGCAACAUUUUAAGCACCUAUGAAAGAUAUCAAGUUUUCUUUAUAAUGUAAGAUCUAAUUCAGUUCUCUCUGUAUGUAAUAGACAGCUCAUAGUGCCUGUCACAGCAUUGUGUAAAGCUAGUCAAACAAGCUGUCUUAUGGUCUUUUCAUGUCAAGUCAAUUUCAUCUCAUGUUUUACAAACAAAGAAACACCAAAACCUUGAAAGUGAAAGGCAUCCUUGUAUAAUUUAAUCCAAUGACACAAACUUUAGUUAUAGUAUAGUUAAAUAUCAUGAUAUCUUUCUGAAGUAAAAUAUUUUACCAAGAAGCCUUCUGGUGAUUAUAUUAACUAUUUAUUUAACUAUAGGUUGAUAGGAAUAACAAACCCCAUAUAAAUAAUCAAGAAGUAGACAAAUAAAAUUUAAAAGUCACCUGAAUAUAAUGCACAAGGCCCUAGCUUGAAAACACCUUUAAUAAAUAGCUUUACAGAAUUGUAACACAUGUUUGGAAACCUGUUUUGUGUGGGUUCAGUAAAUUGCUUGUAGGUAUACACUGCUGGUUUUAAAGUAUUCCAGUUCCACUAUAAUGUUCACGUAUAGCGAUCAAUUUUAAAAGAUGAUAUAAUGGAAAUUCAUCUAUAUAACACGCUAACCAAGUUAUUGUAAAAUGUUAUUGAGCCACUGUUCUUGUCAUGUGUGCUUGUUAACAAAACCAACAGAACUAUUGCUAUUGUUUUCAUUAAGUGCAAUAUUUUUUUAUCUGGUUGUUAUCAAAUUGAAUUCGUGUGAUUAGAUGGUGGUAUUAGAAAUUAUUAGAAAUAGCUUAAUUAUUUUUAGCAGCUCUAACGUUAACUUUCCCAUGAUAAAAGUUUGUUCAUAAGAGAUAUUAAAGGGGUGUAUUUUUUUUAGGUUUUUAAUGAAGGACAGAGUUGGACUGUGGGAAGUAAUGGUCAAAAUGCCAAGGAUACACACUAGUUGACCAUUGCUAUACAUGCUAUAAAGAUCUCUUCAUACUAUAUUGUUAAAAUGGUUUUGGUGUUGUGUCCAUGACCAAUCCUGAAUGUGAAUCUUAAUUUAUCUAAAUUAGAUCUUUAUACUGAUAAUUUUAUUGCUGUUGUUUCUUAAUUCCUUGCAUUUAGAACUAUUUUCUGUUGUAAUUUUAGUGACAAUGUGUUACCUAUGUUUUAUAGUAGGGCUGUACUGUGAUAUGAUGACAGAAAAUAUUUCAAUUAAUUAUUAUAUGUAUAAUAGAAACUUUUAAAAUGUGAUCAGCAAUUAAUUAUAAAAUGUAUAAUAGAUACUUGUAAAACGUGAUGAAAUUUGACUUUGAAGUUGUAAUUGCUCUAAAUAAAAGAUAAGAGGCUUCAAGGGUUUAAAUCAUCUAGUCAUUGGAGACAAAUGUAUCUAGUUCAAUAUGGCUAUCAGCGUGUUUCUUUCAUGACUUGUUAAUACUAAAGCUCAUCUUAUUGUGUCUGCCACUCAUCUUAUUGUGUCUGUCAUGAUGACUUGUUAAUACUAAAACUCAUCUUAUUGUGUCUCACUCAUCUUAUUGUGUCUGUCACUCCACGUAUUGUGUCUGUCACUCCGCGUAUUGUGUCUGUCAUGACUUGUUAAUACUAAAACUCAUCUUAUUGUGUCUCACUCAUCUGAUUGUGUCUGUCACUCCACGUAUUGUGUCUGUCAUGACUUGUUAAUACUAAAACUCAUCUUAUUUUGCCUGUCACUUAAAACAGUUUUCACCUUGUAAAAUAUAUCUAUACAUUUUACUGUGGUGAAUAACAAGGGAAAACUGGGGUACAGCAUCUUUACUGGUUUACUUCACCCGACCACCGUCUCACGAAAUUUAAAUGUGUCUUAUUUAACCUUAGUACAUUAUGUGUGUAUCUCAACAAAUAGAUUUUGAGUGCCGCCAUAGUCUUCAGUAUAUGACCAUACAGGUAUUGUACCCAGCAUUUACUUUGUUUGCUUUGACUUUGACAUAUUUUCAAUAAGAUCCAUCGCAGAGUUUGUUCUCUGUUGCCUUGUUAGAGCAAGGAACUAUUCGGAUAAAUAAUGAAAUGAACUUAAAUUGAGUCAUUUGGGGAAAGUGAAUUAAAAUGUGAAAACAGCUUGUUUUCAUUGGUUGAAAUAAGGGCCAAUCAUUUGUGCAAUUACAGGUGACAGUUUAUUAUUGUUUGAAAUCAACAACAAAUUAAAAUGUACUCAUUGUCUGAUUCUUCAAACUGGGUACACCGGAAAAAAUGUGUUAUUUUCAAUGUUAUAAUGAAUUAUGACAUAAUUGGCCUCCAUUUGUGCUUCACACAGAUCACAACAUUAAAGACAGCAUUAGCUAUCAUUAUAUUUAGCUCCCUCUGGUGGCUCUUUUCAUCCACAUUUAAAACACAAAUAGAAUGCUUAUAUUUUUACUGGUGGCAUCUGUUUAACUUUAGAUAUAUACCUGGAGAGAGUUUGAUUGUUUUCCCACAGUUAUCUAGUCACGGUAAUAAUAUUUACUACUAUUUAUUUUAGCAGUAGUCUGCUCAUAAUGGACUUUCCGCUAUAAUUGGGUCCCAAAUUGUGCUGCUAAUAUUACUGAAACCUAGACUUCCUUUAUAUAUGGCAGCUGAAGAGGACAUGUCCUUAAACAGCAUCUCGGUUGUCUACAGAAAGUGCAUCAAGCACAGAUCCAUGUAAUACCAUGCCUUCCUGAGAUGGCUCAGUAAAACACACACUGAAUCUCAGUUGGUCACCUUGCCAACUUUCCUUACAGAUAUAAAUUAUCAUAUUGUAUAUUGAUUUAGAUAACCUUCAGCAAGAGAUUAAAUGUUUUGAGGAAUUUCAGGAGCUCAUUGAAAAAGGACGCUGACGUGUUUUCCCUUUGAGUGUCCUAACAGGUUCUGAAGGCAUCUGUAAAUUUCUUCAAGUGUUUUAAAGUUACUUCAAAUUUCUAUCUUACCCUGAAUAAAAAUACUUUUUUGAAAAAUUAGGUUGUUCUGCAAAGUUAUAAUUUGAGUGCAAUUUUAAAAAAAAUUUGAAACCAUGUGGAAAUGAGAGUAUAGUGGUCUCCCUUUUUUAAAUAUUUAUACCAGAAAUACAACUUGAUCUAUUUUAUUUUGAGGUUAAAUAAAACAAUAUAAUUCAUUUUUUAAAGACGUUUUUCUAAAAAGUAUACCGUACUAAAAAGUAUAAAAUAAAUUUCCCCCAAAGCUUUACACUUGUUAUUCAUAGGACUAAAAGGGCGUGGGGCGCCCAUGAAAUAAAAAGUAAGUUUACUGGACAUGAGGAAGUGGGUCAAAAUUGAGUUGCAAGAUUCCACCAAAAACAAACAAACAAACGAACAGAGCAACCUAAGAAAAAACGUAGGUACUAUUUUGUUUUGCUGAUAUAUUGUAUGAUAAUGUUAGUUCUAUUGAACUUUUGUUCUAUUUCAUUCCUAUAACACAUUAUUAACAGUACAAUGUAAUUUCCAUUCCAGUGUUCCAGAUUUAUUUUUUGUCAUUCGGCUGUGAGCAAUUAAUUUCAACCAAACUAGUUUUAUAUCUACGCAUAUUUAUUGAAAAAAAAGAAAUUUAUAUAGUUCGGUGUUUAAUUUUGUCAUAUGUACUUUUGUUGUUUUUCAUUUGUCGGUUUUUGUUUGUUUGUUUUUUUGUUUUUUUUUUGUUGUUCUUUUUUGUUUUUGUGUUGGUUUUUUUGUUUUGGCAAUUGUACAACAUUCCUUUUGUAGUGUUCACUCCCUUGGUGGUUAAUUCAAUUGUGAAGAGAACAAAGGGAAACUAAUGUGUUGUGUCAACAUGUACAAGAGGUAUUCUACAUCUCCUGGAUAUCUUUCAUUAAAAAGUAAAAGUUCAUGGAAAGCGUGUAUAAUAAAUUAGGCAGUUACCCAUCAGUCAAGUGUAUGCAUAAUUACUCUAUUGCUUUCUUAAGGUUGACAUAUGUUUAUUGAUGUUGUUUGAAAUCUGACAAUUUUCUGUAAUGUUAUAAUAUAUUUGAACGGGGAAAAAAAAUGAUGUAAAUGUGUAAGUUUAAAAUGUUGUUAACAUAAUUAUUGUGGUAAAUUUUUUUUGUGUGCA